Podarcis lilfordi (Lilford's wall lizard) is the source of this 75412-nucleotide messenger RNA. NCBI's taxonomy places the organism in Eukaryota, Metazoa, Chordata, Lepidosauria, Squamata, Lacertidae. The record is from the annotation of a GenBank genome assembly.
AUGCUGACGCUGCUCAGGUAAGAAGGCGCGCUUUCGGCUGCGCUCCUGCACCUUGUUGGGACUCAGGAGGCACGGCGGUCACGCGCGGUCCGUCCCCGCCCCCCCCCCCCCGCGAAGAGGAAUAUUUAUAUUUAUUUUGAAGAAUUUCAACUUAAGGAGAGCAUAUUGAUAUUUUGAAUAAACGAACACUUAAAAUAGCUCACACCUAAGCUAAAAAGGUGUGAGCUAAAAAGCUUCUGAAUAUACUUUCCAUAUGUUUAUAAACCACCUUUCUUCAUCAUGAAACCUAAGUUGGCAUGCAUAUGCUUUACAGACACUGACCAGACCCAAACCUGCUUAGGUUUACCUAAAUGGUGACUUCACCUGCCUUCAGACCAGCCAGUAGAGGGACCUGUGGCCUUCUUCAUGCAAGGUUGACACCCAAAGAGAAAUGCUACCUGUAGCAGACAGAAGGCAGUGUUCCCAUGUUGCCACCCACAAAGCUUUUUGCCAUGACUGAAUCUGCUUGGUGAAUAAGUUGCUGCUACUGAGCGUUAUUCAUUUCUAAAGCAUUGCUUUUGCAAUAUAGGAAGCAGUCUCAAGUCAAACCAUUGACCCAUCUCGUUCCAUAUUAUCAGUGUCAAGGAUGAGCAGACUUCAGACUUAUUGGAUCUUCUUUGGGGUAUUUCUACUAGAACUCAAAUUCUGCUAACCAGAGCCAUGUGCAAAAGACACAACAAGAAUGAAAGAACAGUGUGCCUUUGAGUCUCAGGAUUGCUUUUCGGUACUAGAACUGAAUUUAGCUCACAGUACUUUUACACAAAAGUCUACUCUUGGUUUCUCAUGUCAGCAACCUGAUUCAGGUGGAGAAAAGUUGUUUUGUUGUUGCUAUCAUUUAGCAAUUGCAAUCCCUUGCCAAUCUCCUGCAAAUCAGCCAGAGAUCAGCCAGUAGGUUUCAGCCAGGAGCUCUUUCUCAGCCUUGCAUGGAGAUACAGUGGUACCUCGGGUUAAGAGCUUAAUUCAUUCUGGAGGUCUGUUCUUAACCUGAAACUGUUCUUAACUUGAGGUACCACUUUAGCUAAUGGGGCCUCCCACUGCUGCCACGCGAUUUCUGUUCUCAUCCUGAAGCAAAGUUCUUAACCUGAGGUACUAUUUCUGGGUUAGCAGAGUCUGUUACCUGAAGCGUCUGUAACCCAAGGUACCACUGUACUCGGGUUUGGAUGUGGGGCCCUUUGCAGACACAGAUGCAAAGCACACACUCUACCGCUGAGCAACAUCUUCACUGUUUACCCUUGUCUACCCAGCCAGUUGGAUAUGUGAGUCUUGCAGGGUUCUCUCUCCCAAAGUUGGUGUCAUGUGUAAAUUUUGCUACAGAUGGAGAAGCCAUGUCUCGCAAAGAAAACAGAAUAUUUAGGGUUGGGUCUGUUGUCAUGUUUCCUGUUGCUGAUCUUUAAAAACUUCCUCUUUGAGUUAAUGCCCUUGGAAACUUUGCAACAGAAUAGGUUAUAUGCAGUUUUGCUUGGGUGAGUUGAGAGUUCAGUAAACAGAAAGCUAGAUUCCUGUUUUUAACUCUUGUCAGGGAAUUACCUUUUUAAAAGAAUGAAAUGGAGAACUCGUGUCACUGUAACUUUUGUAUGAACUUACAGAAUCACUUCAAAAACCCAUUGUGUGAAUGGAGAACAGUUUGCUGGAAUUGGCUCGUGUUACUUGACCCGUUCCUACACCUUUUAUGCCCAGAUAGAACAGAAAGUUUUCAGUCCUGUACAGUAUGUGCCUGUUUGGAAAUGCCCCCUUAGCUUGGAAUAACUCACAUUGAAGCCAGUGAGGUGUAGUGGUUAGUGUGUUAGACUAGGACCUGGCAGACCAGGGUUCAAAUCCCCAUUCAGCCAUUAAGCUCACUGGGUGACUUUGAGCCUUGGGCCUGUUCGUUUCUCAGCCUAACCUACCUCAAAGGUAGGAAGAAAAAAUGGAAGCAGGUGAACCAUGUGCAGCCAUGUGAUUCCUGUAGAGGGCAGCAUUCCUACAACAAAAGUUCUGGUCUUGUUUGUAGUGAGGAGCUGUUGUGGCAGUGGUGGACUUCGGGCUCUCAAAUUUCAGCACGCCCUGUGUGACACAAAAAUCCAUCUCUUGUGCUCUAUUCUACAGCAUUGUUUUCACAUACCCUGCAGGGUAGCACCCAGUGUUACCACACUAGUCGUACCACCCUAAAACCACUUUUGGUUGCAGGAGGGCUAGCAGCAUUUCCCCUCCUUGCUUUUCAUUUUAAAGUGGUGUGCCUUUUGCUUUUCUAUAAAAGUGGAGGAAGAAUAUCACUCCAGACUACAUCAUGCCAGUUCUAAAUUCCAGGAGCAUUAGAUCAUUUUGAGUUAAUUACCACAGGAGGUGAAUGAAAGGUCACUAAACAAUGAAAUCAUUUGGGGCUUUUCCUAUCAACAGAUUGCUUGCAAGCAUAAUUACAAAAUUGCAUUGUUUCCUCAGAAGAAUGUGCAUUUACACAGGGAAAGGCUGUAGCACCAUAGCUAUAUGGUUUAUAGAAUUUCCUACAGAAUCUGCAAGGUCUAGUGGUUAUUCUCAAGCAAAUGCGUUUAGCAUCAGGACAGCAGAAGCAAGCUCCAUUCUAUUCUUGUAGUCAUGAAGGUACUAAGUGAGCCAUCAUGGCGUAAGGGUUAGAGUGUGGGCCUAGGGCCUAGGACCUAGGAGACAUGGGGUUAAAAUCCCCAUUCAGCUGUGAAGCUCACUGUGUGUCCUUGGGCCCAGUCACUUUCUCUCAGCCUAACCUAUCUCAUAGGGUUACUGUGAGGGUAAAAGUGUGGGUUAUUAGCCAAUAUUAGUCCUGUUCAGAGAAGACCCAUGGAAGUUGAUGGACUUGACUAACUUAAAAUACAUUGAUUUCAAUGGCAAGUCCAUCAACUUCCAUGGGUCUUCUCUGACAAUGGAGGAGUGCGACUUUGUGGGAGAAGUCAAACUGUUGGAAGGUUGCAGCAUGGUUGUAGAGGCAAAUAUGAGAGAGACAUGUUUUAUUGCAGGCAGAUGAAGGCAUCCAUUUGUGCUGCUUCAGAUGCACCAUGGCAUUUCAAAUCUAGGGUGUAUAGGGCCAGGUUUGAAAGUCCAGUCACUAUGCCUGAGCUCGGGUUGUUAUCAGAGAAUUCACUAGUUCUUUCUCCAUUUUCUCUCUUCUUUUCACUUCCCGCAGUCAGUAAAUAAGAAUAUUCUCUCAUUCAUGUUAUCUGCUAUAUACCCUACAUACCAUUUGCUCUUUCCUUUGGGUUUUCAAAAAAAAAAAAGUUUUUUCUAUAUUCUAAAAUUAGACAGUUAAAUUUAAUAGUGGUUUUGGGAAAGUCCCUUUCAUCAUUGUCACUUGCUCUGCCAAGAGCUGAAAGUGAUACUUACUUGCCUUGGGCAGUUUAGCAUUGCCUGGAAAGCACCCUAGAACCACCACUUCACUUUGGGUCAGUUUAAAAACAUAAGCAGAGUAUAGCAGGAUCAGACUUAAGGUCCAGACAUGAUAGAGGUGUGUAUACUUAUGCACAGUGUGGGGAAAAUAGAGUCUCUCAUAAUGAUGGAAGCUGGGAUCAUCCAGGGAACCUCAGUGUUGGAAGAUUCAGAAGAAACAAAAGGAAGUCCUUGGAGCAAGUCUGCCUUCUUUCUCCACCCUUUUAACCUCCAAACCCAGAGCCUCUGGCGAUCAUUACUAACAGGCAGAGAUACAAGUCAAAAACAUUACAGUACUCUGAACUGGCCCCAGCAAGAACACAAAAACUGAUAGCCAGUGCUGACAACCUCCUUUUAAUAUGCUAGCAUUUUAGGCAUAUAAUCUUAAUGUUGCUAAAUAAUGGCAUGAAAUUGGAACUGUGGAAGGUGUUCCUAGCGUGUUGAUUAAGGCUAUAUAGGAUGAUAUGUACUAAGGCAGGGCUGGGGAAUCUCAAGCCCAGGAGCCAAAUGCAGCCCUUAAUGCCUCCCUGUCCAGACCCCUUGUCUCUCCAUAGCCCCACCACCUUUGUCAUUCCUUCUCUACCCCAGGUGUGGGGAAUCUUUGGUCCUCCAGGUGUCUCUGAGCUACAACUCUCAUGUAGUUGCACACUUCUCUCUCCUUCUCUCUCUGUCUCUGUCUCUGUCUCUGUCUCUGUGUGUUUGUGUGUGUAAUCUCCGACUUUUGCAGGGCUGGGAUGUAGUCAUGCCCAUUGCUCCACCCACUUUUUCUUCUAGCACUGCCCGCCACUGGCAUGCAGCCCCCAUGAAGAAUGUGACCUACAAAUUGAAAAGGGCUCGUUCCAGAACUGUGAGCUGUCGAAGAAGCUGGUGAACCACUACUGUGUCUUCAUUUUCCCUUAUGAGAGUAUCACAGCUCUUGCAUUUAUAGAAACCAGGGAAAGGUCUGGGAGUCCUAGUGCUUCUCAUGAAUCACCAGUGCUUCUUAAAUCAUCAAAGACUUCAUCCUGGAACUAGGUAGGUCUGGCACUUGAUGUUCUGAGGGUGUGGACGUUAACAAAGGUUUGUGGAUGUUAAUGAGGGGGUGUGGACAUUAAUGAGGCCCGUGUUCUUCCGAGGAGAUGGGAAGUAUGUGUUUCCACAUCUAGAUGACUUUGAAUAUAAAUAUUCUGCAUAUUUUGACUAAACGCAGCAAUGGACAGGCUUUGCUUGGUAAUGUUAAUAAAGUGCUUCAGGGUGGUCAAAGUAUGCUAUCUGUAUUACCAUGCUGUUGUCUGUACAGCAGCACUGUAAGCUUGGCUGAUGUUGUUAUUCCUGUUUUGCAGAUGGGGGGGCUAAGGUUGAGGGAGAGUGACUUGCCUAAGAGAGUUUAUAGUAGAGGUGAAAUAUGAACUGGGAAUGUUCUGAUUCAUAACUGCAUCAUUAGGCUACAGUAGCAUAGCGUUUGUUUUUUGAAUUUAUAUAGUGCCCUUCUGUGAACGCUUGUAAAAAGCUUUGAAGUUUGUGAGCUCAUAGUUUGUGAGCUCUUAAUGGAUACAAUGCAAAAGGAGAAAGGGAUGGGGCGGGAAGAGGAAAACACACAAAUCCAAGUUCAUGUGAGUCUGCCAUAUAUGCAUCACAGCAUUGCAAGGACUCUCUGGGGUCUUUCAUUGCAAUCCUCUGGCAAGCAAUUAUGGGAAUUAAUCUUGUGACCUUCCGCAUGCAGAGCCUAUACUUUGCCAUUGAGUUUCAUAAUGACUAAGUGGAAGGGCCACUGCAAAAAGUCCGCACUGGGAUGGGAGGAGCCUAUCCCACUAAACCAGCACAGGGGGCUUCACUGUCUUGCUUCUCCCUCUGAUGGAGCCAGGUGGAAUGGAUGCUGAUGGAGGCAGUUCUGGGAGGGUAGGUGCUAAAAAGGUAGUCCUGCCAAGUCAGCCACGAGGCACCACUGUUUUACUUCUCCUUCUUGAUUUACAUUUGGAGGGCUCAGUCCUUGAACUAAACAUGAUUGCAUGGGUGCAAAGCUUUUUUUUUUUUUGCAUAAAGCAUUCAUAAGGGGCAGCUCAAAUGGGCAGGAGCUGAACAUGGUUCAUAUUUUGCUACUGCAUAGUAUCAGAUCAGACUGCAGAUUGUGAUGCAUGUAAAUGAAUGGUGCUCCAUAUUAAUCACACACUACUAUGCAUGCAAAAACUAACAUGUCAUGGAAGAAACCAUAGGCAAGGCUUCUGAACAAUACACUUGGCCAGCCUGGUGUCCUCCAGAUGCUUUGAACUUCAACUCCCAUUGGCCCCUGACCAAUGAAGCUGUGGGCACCAUGUUGGAGGAGGCUGCUGUUGGCUGCAGUACACCUAAAUGCAUGAGCUCACAGCUGCUGAUGGGAAGCAUACCUGUGAAUAGGUGAAGGUGGCAGCCCUUCCAGGCCUGAACAGCUCAUUGUCACUUUAAUUGCUUGGUGCAUCAUUUCAUGCUCAUCUUCUCUGUGCAGAGGCAAAUAACAAAGAUCAACAAGGCACUGUAGCAUAGGUCUGUCCUCAGUCUCUGUCAGAUCCAGACAAAUGAAGGUGCUGCCCAACCUGAAUAACCAGAAUGACACAUAAAGAGUUCACCAGAACACCUUCCUAGCAUUCCCACAGGCUUUCUGAACAGUGAUGUGCAAUGGCUGUGGUAUUUGGUGGCCUACAUGCUGCUUAUUUGCAAUGUUUUGCCACCUGAUACUCUGACUCAUUUAUUUCUUACUCAGAAAUACAUUGCUCAUCCACAAUAUUAUCCUUUCUGAAUGUUGUUGAUGGGACCAACUCAAUUAAUCUAUACCCCACACUGGCAUUUGCAUAACAUUUUCUUUCACUGAAACUCAUACCUAUUGAUAUUUUUUUCCCCAAAUCUGGGCACCUUUUUUAAAAGUAUAUUUUCUUCAAACUUUCAAGAGUCAAUGAACCCACAAAAGGCUGAAUCCUUUAUUAAAGAUGUAACACCUGACAGUUGGGUUUUUUUAAAAAAGGAAUUGCAAUGCGUUGCUGUUUGGUUUCUGGUGUCCUGGCCAGAUCCCAUGUUGAGAUAUAAUAUUUUGUUACAUUUCUGUUCUUCAGUCACGUUGCUGUUCUUCAGUCAGUCAAGCCAUUUUGCACACAGCAGGCUUGUAUUUAACAACUCACCUGGUAGUUGACAAUGAAUUCAGAGCAGGAGAGUGAAUGGGUUGGUGGAGGAGAGAUAGAUCAUAGGAAUGUAGGAAGCUGCUUUAAAAUGAGUGAGACCAUUGACUUAGCUUUGUCUUCACUGCUCAGCAGCAGCUCUCCAAGAACAUUUUUUCUUCAAUAGUAAUAAUAAUUUUUAUUAUUAUUAUUUAUACCCUGCCCAUCUGGCUGGGUUUCCUCAGCCACUCUUUAUGCUUCUGAAGCCAGUGCAGGACAAGCUGGUGCAUAGAAAAUGAAUACAACGGUGCAGCCUACUCUCUACAUUCUGUAGAAUUAAACGAUGAAACUGUUGCUGCGAGCUAGCCUGCAAGUGGCCGGCCAGCAAUUUCAGCCUUCAGGUGGGACUUCAUACUAGGGCUGGGCAGGAGGUAGAUCAGGGCUUACUGGUAGAUAUUUGGGUGAAACCCCAUCAGCUGCCCCCGGGUGCCAAAUGUUUACCAGGCUUGGCUACCUCCUUUAUUUCAUUGGCAAUCCAGAGUUACUAGUACAGUGGUACCUUGGUACUCGAACGGCUUGGCUCCCAAAUGCCACAAACCUGGAAGAAAGUGUUCCGGUUUGUGAACAUUUUUCAGAAGCUGAACAUCCAACACGGCUUCCACUUGAAUGCAGGAAGCUGCUGCAGCCAAUCAAAAGCUGCACCUUGGUUUUCGAAUGGUUUCAGGAGUCGAAUGGUCUCCCGGAACAGAUUAAGUUUGAGAACCAAGGUACCACUGUAGUCACAUUCUUUCAGUGCAAUGCCUUUGAAUUAUUAUUAUUAUUACUAAUAAUAAUAAUUUAUUUAUACCCCACAUUUGGUUGUGUUGUCCCAGCCACUCUAGGCGGCUUCCAACACAUAUAAAAACAUAAUAAAACAUCAAACAUUAAUAGUAACAAUCUGAUCCAAUAUAAAAAAGUCAUAAUAACUUAAAUAUAAACAACUUAUACCAAAUAAAACAAUAUUCAAUAAUACAUUUUAAUCCAAUAGUAAACACAUCAGCAAAUAAUAAUUAAACAGUUUACACUUAUCAAUUACAAUAAAGAAUUGCUAAUCUAUAAUCAAUAAAAGUAACAGCAAGACACAGAGAAUAAAUUACCACAAAACAUAAAAAUCAUGUAAAAGGGUCAAAUUGAGAAACAAGGACAGACAACUUAUAAUAUUUUUAAAAAAUAUCUCUGAACGCCUCUCUUCCCAGCUGCUUCUGCUGUUCUCAAAGUCAUGGUCUGGGAAAGGCUUCCUGGGCUGGAGGGUGGGUCAAGGCAGGUGGAAAAGCCCUUGCCUGUUGGCCAGCAGAAAGUCUCUCUCCCCUCCAGAAAUGGAAAGAAAACAUUAAAAAAUAAAUAAUGCAACAGCCAAAAGAGUGGAGUAAGAGUUUGUGUCCUUUUUCUUUCCCCUGUCCUUUCUGUUCUUCUCUGCCAUUCUGUAAUUUUCUCUAUUCUCAUACCCUUGGUAAUUGAGUGGCAUGUGGGUCAGGUUUACAUUUAAUGCUGCUGCUUGCAAUGUUCACUUCUACCCAUUUUUUUAAAAAAAAAAAUUCAAGUGGUGGGGGGGCAAGUUUGCCUUGAUACGCUUGAUGUGUGGAGUUUUUUCCUCACAUCCUACCAUAGCAUUGUCUGAAUUCCAUUUUCUUUUUGAAUUAACUAAUGAGGGCUUAUUACUGACAAAGAAACCAGAAUUCUCCCUUCUUGCAUGUUGUAUGAAUUUUUGCUAAAUGUGUUUUGCAGAAUGUCAGAAGGAAGGCAGACAUGGUUGAAAAUGAAGUCAUCUGUGGGCACGGAAGAGUUACAAUUGUAACUUAGCCUGGGGGGAAAAUUGGCCUCUGCCAGCAGCCAAUAAAGGAGGAGUUUGUGCAUCUGACUCAUAAUCAGCAGAGCACAAGAGUGCAUUGCAGAAGUGUGCUGGGUUGGAGAUACUCUCUUCUCUUCUCCAGAGCAGUUGACCGCUAUUAAGCCUGUGUAUUCACUGCUCACAUUAUUUGAGGUAAGUUUUAAUGCUCUCUUGCAAGUGUUCUCAUCUCACCCCACCCCAUAAGGGCUGAAGAAAUUGGGUUUUUUACGGAAUGGUGUUUUGCCUUGUUUUAGUGGGAGGUUGUUAAAGCAGGGGACAUCCCACAACAGGAGGUGACAAUGGGAUCUGCUGAAGGCUUUGUUUUGUUGUACCAACUAGUACUAGAAUGAGUCUGCAAAUUUUCAUGACUGUUGAAGGUACUUCUGAAGCAUAAUUGACGUACAAAAAUAAAACUCUGUAAUGUGGGAUAAGUUCUCAAAUGUCCCCCAAUGCUUGCUGGUCAGAUGAUAGUUAAACAAUUCGUGUUCCAAAAGAACACCAAACAUGCUGUUUCUCCCACUCUUUGCAUAGCUAUGGUAUGGGGUGGGGGGAUAAAAUCUGGCCUAAUGAGAAAGGGUCCUAUAACAAUUAUUUAUAUAUUUAUAUCUUUAAGAAGUCACUUUUCCGGCCCUUUCACUUUUAGCCCGAUUUGAAACUAAGUCUUUAUUCUGUAAAGCAAUGCUGAAAUGGAUUGCACAACAUGUCUUUUUGACUGCUGUCUGAUCCACACUUAUGACUUGGGCUGAUACAACCCAUUGAACUAAAUGGGAUUUACAUGAAAAGGAUUGUGCUGUCCCGGGCUGAUUUUAUUACAUUUCUCAAUUAAUUAAAUCCAUUGUUUGUGACAUAAUGCCAUGCCUUGGAUGGGUGCAGUUUGCAGAAUCAGAUCCUCCACUUUUCUUCUGGGGGCCUAGUUGCAUAGUUGCUGGUUUUAAACAAACUAAACAUCUUUGCAAUGCAUUUUACAUUAGUAGGUGAACAAGUUCUGUUUCCCACUGACAAUUCCUUUUGAAGAGAAAUGCCAAGUGAUCGCUUAGAAUAGGUACAAUGUGAAAGUGAAAGCAAACUUUGGCCUGCUAAACCAUAUUUUGGUCAGGGUUGAGGUCUUGGGUCAGCUCAGAUACAGUUUUUAUUUCAGCCCUAUCUCCAGAGCUGCUAGUUACACUUUCUGUUCUGCUUAGUUUCUAUUUGUUCUGCUCCACACACAUUCCACAUUGGGGGAAAAUCAAGAUGUUUGUGGACUUUGUCCCUGUUUCCAGCUUGCCUUAUGAACUUUUAUGGAUUUUAGUACAGAAAGGUAGCAUCAUAGAGGUGAUCUGGGAGGAAGUCCCAAGCAAGGAAGAAAGGGUGGAGCUGUUAGAAGGGAUCAGGAGCCCUUUGGAUUGUGGACCAAGUGGAACAAGUGAUGCAGAAAUCAUGGACAGGCGUGUAUUUAGAUAUAAUAACAAAGAGAUAAAGUGGUGGCAAAGACAUAGUGGAAUUCAAAGUUAAGGACAUAGAACUAGUGCUGUAUCUGGGAACAGCCAAGAAGAGAGUGUGGCAUGACCAGGAUAAUGAGAGAGUUCAAUGAUUUGGAUAGCAGAGUUCAGGUUAGAUGUGAGGAGGCCAGAGUGAAGAUUGCAGUAUUCUACGAGAGAGGUGGCUGGAGCAUGCACCAGGGCUUUUGAGAAAGGGUUAUGUUUUUCCUGUGUUGUAAUUGAAGAAGCAGCACGUCUUGGCUACAGACUGAAUGUGUGGAUAAAAGAGAGGAGUGAAAGAUAAAGCAAGGCUAUGUGCUUCUUCAGCAGAGCAAAACAGAUUAAAAGAACGACAACAAUCUUUGGCUUUGCCAAUUUCACUGCAUCUUUUUCUUUUUUUAAAAAACCCAACUAUGGCUAGAAAUAUUUCAUAAGCAAGUCACAUUUUAAAAUAGCCUUAUUUCCGAGAAGGUAUGAGGAAUUAGGCAGAGUUAUAAAAACUGCUCCACUCUUGCUCACUCAACCAGAUGGCAAGGGUCCAGGGUUGAUGGGGGAACAGGGUUGUGGGGGUUCAAACUAGGACUUCACCUUGCAAGCUCUCAGGGAUAGUUAUGCAGUCAGGAUCUUUGUGUCCACUGGAGCCUAAAGCCUUGGAUUAUUUUCCUUUUAUCCACUUGAAAUCCUUGUAUGUUGUAGGAUGCUAUCUCUGGCUAAAUCUUACAGGAAGGAAAAUCAUUGUCAGGUUCUCAAAUGUUAAAGCUGGAAAUGUAACAAGCCAAAGGACAAUCAACCAGUUGUGUGUGAGCAUGAUUGAAUUCUGUGGCUAUUUUUGUGACAGCAAACUUGAUUGUGCCUGUGACAACAAUGGGCUGCAGAACUUGUGGCUCUCAGAUAUCGUUGGACUUCAACACCUAUCAGCCCCAGCCAUCAUGGCCAGUGGUCUUGGAUGAUGGGGGGUGCAGUCCAACAACACUUGGAGAGUUUCCCAUCCCUCUUCUAGUCCGGGAAAGCUGAUGCUGCAAUACAUCUCUUCUUCUUUAAAAUGCCACAAGACUCUUUGUUGCAACAGACUAGCAAGGCUAUGUGACUGGAAGUAAUACGGUUUGUACAAAGGUAAAAGCCUAGUUUGGGGAGCUGGUUUCCAUGGUCAUGUAAAUAAACACAAUGACAAAGAUUAUACCAAAAAGCUCGUAAACUGAAGGAAGAACAUCCAAGCUGUACAAAUUGGGAGCAUAGAGACAUCUUGAUUUAAUGAUGUGAUCAAGGCAGGUAAUCUAGGAUUAUACUUGCAGAGCUCAGAAAUGAACACAGCUUUUCCUUGUUCCAGUUUGGUAUCUCUCCCUGCUCCCUCCUGCAGAAAGCACUCGGUUCAAUCAAUGAGGCCUUAUCAUUUCCAUGUAGAAAACUGAUAUUGUAUGUGUGGGUAAAUGCAAUGUGAAAAGUGUACACAUGUCUGUUGUGCUACAAGUAUAUGCCAUAGGGAUUCGUCUUCAUUUGAGGCUUGCUGAUGCACAUGUAUGGCAUGAAAUAUGAUAUACAUGGGAUACAAAACAUACACUUCUCUAUGUAUCUUUGUAGGACAUUUUGCUUCGUGUGAAGCAGCUUUUCAGAGCUGCCUUAUAUAUCUGUCUAGCACUCUGCUUGAAACAGGGUGCACCCUAGGGCGUAUCCUCUGCAAUCCUCUACAAUAUACCAGGAUUCCCUGGCAGAUUUGUCAAUAUGGAAAAGAUUUUGAAUGGUGCAUAAACCUGUUGUGCCUGAAUGUUGCUUGUGCAACCCUAAAAUAUACUCAAUACCGUUCUGUUGUAUUGCUUUUUAUUUUAUUGUAAAUAGCAUGUUUUAUUGCUGUGAGUCACCUUGAGCUAUUGCGUAUGGAAAGAUAGGAUACAAAUGUAAAUGGUAGCAGAGGAAGAUCUGCCACUGACCAUUGAUGCUCAUUCCCAUUCAUGAAUAGGUGAACUUUGCAAAGCUUCCAAGGAGACCCUCAGUUCAGCCAACAGCACUUGAAAGCCACAGUCCUAAAUUCUCUAUUUUGAAGAAUAUUUAAUUUCAACCUGGCUUUCCUAACUCACUCAGCGAUGUCUGCAUAUAAUGCACUUAGGGAUUAAUGCUGCUUAAGUCCCUUUCUAUUUUUGGAACACACGACCUCAUUUAUUGAUGCUAUCUCUUAUCCAGCCCCAGAGGUAUUGCGUAGGAGUUUGCUGUCCCAUAACAUGUGGUGCUCCUCUGAUUCAUGCACCUGUUUCUACAUUCCUAAUUUGUAAGGGAUGACUCUCCUGCUCUAGUUCCAUGACAACAAGUUCCAUGAGAAUUAUGGACCAAGAUGUAUGCUGCAGAGGAUGAGGUGUCCCUGGCUUGUCCUUCAGUUUAUGCAGAGUUGGUCAUCUAAUAAUCACAUGAGCAAAUUAUGGCAGGCUUGGCCAGCCUGCUUCAACAUAGCCCCCUUCAGUUUACAACACCAGAAACAAAAAAAUCAUGCUGCUUCAACUAAGAGCCUCAAGCUACAUAUGAUAAUGCUCCUGACUCUGGAGUUCAACGGUUUGCACCCUAGGGAGUAAUUCAGGACUUUUUGUAUUGCAGUGUGAUAUGCUGGCAGUAGUGUUCUUUUAAAAACAAGCAAUCAGAACAAAAUGCUUCACUUCUCUGUUUCAGUCCUUUUCUAAACAUCGCAAAAUGUCAAACCUGAUGCCCAUCCUUUCCCAGAAAGAUCUGGAGAGUAUUUGCCUAACUAGGACGGGAUUUGGCUUUGCUCUCAAAGCCUUCCAUGCGCCUUCGAAUAUAGAUGUCUCCUUGAAGUUGUUGACUAGCCAGGAAACAACAGAGAGGUGGGUUUCCUGUUUGUUUGUUUGUUUGUUUGUUUGUUUGUUUCAUUCCUAGAAUGGGUGAUGACUUCUGCUGCUGCUUUGGAAAUAAGUGUGAAUUGCACAGAAGCAGAAUACUCUACAGUGGGGGGAAUGCACACAAAUAUGUAAUAUUGAGAAAGUGAAAGGAAGCAGAUAUGGUUAGGUAUGGAUUACUGGUACAAGGUUACAACAUAGGAGGCUGUAGCAUCACUGAAGGAUUUCAGACUAGAGUUUCCAAUCCAUACCUGGAUAUGCCAGCUUGAGACCUUUUGCAAGCAAAGAAUGUGCUCUACCACUAGGCUAAGGGAAAAUUUAAAAAUUAAAGUUACUGUCAGAAUUCAUGACAGCCACAUGCCAGUGAGAGGGGCAGGGAGCCAGAGGCAAAAGUGAGUGGAGCAACACACAGAUGUAUGGUAGGCUGCAUCCAGUCAGAAUUUCUGUACACACAAACAUGCACUCACCUCUCCAUCCUCCGUCCGUGAGAGUCCAAGAGCACAUUCCAACCGGGCAGAAGCCCUUGAGGAGGGGGCGGAGCAGUGCCAGCAAGAGGCGUGGCCUACAGAGGGGGUAUAGCCUGAGCAGAGUUCCAAGAGCCAAGUAGAGCAGCUUCGAGAGCCACCUUUGGCACUUGGGCCCAAGGUCUGCCACCCUUCACUUACAAUAUGGAAAGGAUUUAGAAACCGGUUGGGGGUGGGUCCCAAAUACUGAUUGUAGAUUACCUUCAGUAUUUGCUCCAGGGGUUGUUAAGGCACCCCUAAUGGAGUCAUCCUUUACCUGUGUGAUUAUAUUCAGGCACUAUAAAUUAACAGUGCACUUUUAGUACAUCCCAUACUGUAAACUUUCCCUGCCUCUCAGCCCCUAAGGCUAAUAGAAGCCCUGCUGCCAAGAGUCCAGAGGUGACCUAGUAACCACAGCACCCCUGGUUCAGGCAAAAAUGUGGAAUUAAUAGUUAACUGUAGACUUCUGAGUUUAAUUGCUGUGCACCACAAAGGUACUUUUGACAAGUACUUUUGCAGUAAUGAAUUAAUAUUCUCUCACUGAAUUCAUCAAUGAAAUAUUCAUUGCAUAACUGCUGUCUUUUGAUCCUUAUCAUGUCUGCAGAGAUUUAAAGGCACUUCUUCAAGAGGUAGCCAGCAUACAUUGCAUACAGUGCAACAGGCUCAUGCCUCCUGUUGGGAUCUACCAGUUCCAAGGAGUCCUUGGGGUGGCCACUGAAUGGAUGCAUAAUGGAUCUCUCAAUUUGCUCAUUCAUGAGGUAUGUAAGAGGCAGUGGAGUCUUUUUGUCAAGCCCUCCUUUAGCGGUUCCAAAGUAUCCUUUGUGAGUUUCUACUGAGCCCCUUUAUGUUGCUUGUACAGGGUAUACCGUAUUUUUCGCUCUAUAACACUCACCCGACCAUAACACGCACAUAGUUUUCAGAGGAGGAAAAUCCGUAGGCAUGCCACCCAUAGGCAUUCCCUCCAUAACACGCACAGACAUUUCCCCUUACUUUCUAGGAGGAAAAAAGUGAGUGUUAUGGUGCAAAAAAUACGGUAAUUCAUUUCUGCCUGCAUUUGUCUUCAGUAACAUGACACCCCGUUAUCUUUGCAGAUAGGGUAUUGUAACAGGGAAGGAGAGGGGUUUUUUAAAAAAAUGUUGGCGGCAAAUUCCAUCAUUUAAUUGUUCAUUCUGUAAAGGAACACUUUGGUACUGGUCAUUCUGAAUUAACCGCCAAUGAGAGCAAGGUUUAGGUUGCCUUGGUUGUGGGCUGGGGAGUGAACAAUUGGGAUAUGGAGGGGGGAUGUUUUGGGCUGGAGCCUCUAGGUUCUUCUCCAGCAGGCAUUUUAGGCUGCAAUUCUGUAUACACAUUCAACCUGGAGGUCAGUCCCACUUGUCUCAGAAACAAGCAUGUAUAGAAUUGCAUGGCCAACUGUGUUUUUUGGGGAGGGGCAUAAAAUUAUUUGCUGCUUGCUACAGAAGAAUCUCAAAAUGACUUGACACCACAAAAUGCAGAGCAAUGCAGCAUUUAAAACCAAACAUACUAAACUAAUCCCCUACUAAUUAUUAUUAGUAAAGGAACACAUCUUCCGCACACAACGUUAGCAUAAUCACCAAAAAAUAUCUGGCUAAAAUUUGUUCAGGACCCACAGUGAUAUUUACUUUGAAUUGGGUUGGAAAUGCAUGUUUUAAAUUGGGGUGUGGGUAGAGAAAGAGAGUCUGGUACUUUGCAGAUGUAGCUGGACUCCUAUCAGCCCAAACCAGAAUAAAUUAUGCUCAGGGAGGAUCGGAAUUGCAGUCCAUUUAACAUCUGAAGGAUGCUACACUGGCAAUCCCAUUUUUAAAUAGCGCAUUAGGUAAUAUUGAUACUAGUAAAGUAGUGAUAGAGCUGAACACUGACAUAAUGGCUUUGUGAACCUGUUUUUUGUUUAGCAUGAACUUUACCCAGAACUGCCUUUUCCUCUCUGUGUAAGAAUCCUAGCAGAUGUGACAGAGGGCCUAAGUUAUCUACACAGUUUGAAGCCUCCCGUCCUUCACCACAGCCUAAAACCUUCAAAUGUCCUACUAGAUCUGCAGUACAGAGCUAAGGUGGGUCUGUUUAAACAUUUACCGGCACACUCUAGAUGUUCUGGAAUACAACUCCCAUCAGCUUUAGCCAACACUGGAGUGUUGGCUGGGGUUGAUGGGAGUUGUAGUCCAAAGCAUCUGGGGGGCACUGCAUAGGAGAGGGCUGGGUCAGUUAAUAGCAUAUCCUAUUUCUUAAAUUUCACUUCUUUCUUUCAGAUAUCAGACUAUGGCCUAGCCACCUGGAGAAGGCAGCAACUAAGAUCUGUCUUACAGAACUGUAACAACAGAAGCUGUUGGGAUUUGCUUUAUCUCUCCCCAGAAAUACUUCAAGGGGGUAGCUUCUCACAAGAAGAUGAUGUUUACAGGUGAGUUUUUAUUUCAAAAACAGAAUCUCAUCCCUUGAUGGACCAAAGGCUGCGCCACUCGGGCUGAGAAAUGGUCUCCUCAGCACUGAGUCUUGCAUCUGUUCAAUACAAUGUGACCUUUUGAAUUUAUUCAGGUGGUUUAAUUUGCUAAAUUACUGCUGCUGUAUAAUGUUCUGGCUUUUAAAUGAAACUGCUGCUUUUGCCUAUACAGUCAUACCUCAUGUGCCGUCCGCUUCAUGUUAUGUUCUUUCAGGUUACGUCCCACAGCUACCCGGAAGUACCAGAAAGUGUUACUUCUGGGUUUCUCCACUCACGCAUGCGCAGCUACCCAGAAGUACCAGAAAGUGUUACUUCCGGGUUUCGCCGCUCAUGCAUGCGCAGAAGUGCAAAAUGAUGUCACACGCAUGCACAGAAGCGGUGAAUCGCAACCCACACAUGCGCAGAUGCGCCACUGCAGGUUGCACUCUUUUCAUGUUGUGAACGGGCCUCCAGAAUGGAUCCCGUUCGCAACCAGAGGUACCACUGUACCUUGCUUGUGCUUACAUUCCUAUUAUUUUUCUUUUUAAAAGUUAUUGUAAGACUGAAGGUUUUCCAUUGAAGUUGGAAGGAAGGGGCAUUAAACAUCUCAGUCCUGCAGUCCUGUGCAUUUACUUGAGAGUGAUGAGAAUUGAGUUCAAUGGGACAUUUCAGAGUAGACCUGCAAAGGCUUGCACUCAAUAAAAAGAAAGAAAGAAAUCAGAUGGAGCCUGACAAUAUGUGGUUUAAUAUCAUCAUUGUCAUCAUCAACAACUGUAUAUAUCACUUACUUCUAAGCAUUCUCUGGGUUAGCUAGAAGAUCAUAGUAACAUUUUCUGUGCAAUACCAAGAUACAAUUUCCUAAUACUGGCUACUUGUUUGAAUAACCUUUCUGUUUUUGUGGAAGGGCUGAGUGAUAAGGCAGCGUCCUGGAGCCCUUCCCAAGCUUUCGUGCAGAUGUAUACUUUAGAUAAACUGGAACUACUGGUCUUUUUAGUCAUAGGUGUUUUUUCUUUUCUUUUUUCUUUUGCUUUCCAUUUCCGGAUUCAGGGCUGUUAGCUUUUUCUUUCUUGACCACAGAAGAGUUUUACUGUUACAUUCUGGGGAAACUCAGGUGUAGACCAACACUUGUGGAAACUCAAGUUUUGAAAACAAUUGAAAUAAUUAUUUGGUCAAUGAUGAAAAAUGGAUUUUUCCAUGAAGCUUGUGAACCAACUAGUAUGGGUAGCAGAUAUUCCAAAGUAACAGACGUUUUUCUUUCCAUAUUUGUGCCUAGUUUUGGAAUGAUGUGCUGGGAAAUCCUAGUCAGACAGAAGCCAUUGAAAGGUAGGCAGCUGCAUGUAUGCCUUUCAUUGUAUUUUCCUCCUAGCUUCUUCCCCCUAAUAUAAAAGAAGUGCUGUUUAAUUUAACCUCCUCCUAUCUGGUUUGGUCCCUUCCUAAAUGCAAUCAUACUGGAAUAUUUUUCUGCUGGCUAUCAUUUGAAAAAGGAGCAGCUUCAAAUGCCUUCUGAGUCUUUUAAGGGCCAUGGCUACUGCUGCUUUUUAUUCUUUCCUGAUGGUUACAAAUCUGCAUCAAACAUCUAUAAGAUACAUCUCUAUCCUGGGGCUUAACCACACUUACCUUUUGCUGCACUCUUUCCAGGCAGAGGUCUGUCAUUAAUACUCUGUGUCCGAGUGCAGCUUUGCCCUGAGCUUUCCCCACGAAAACACACUCUUUAAAGCUGAAUCGGAGCAAAUGUCAGUUCAGGUUUUCUGUGGCUUGACUUUUGCUCCAGUUUUAAAGAGCUUUAAAGAGCAGGUUUUUGCAGGAAAAGCUCUGGGGCAAAAAAAAAAGGGUGAGUGGUGCUUGUACACAGAGCUUUAAAUCCCGGACUAUGCCUAGAAAGAGGUAAGUGUGGAUAAGCCCCUAGUGGACUUGCCUGCUUUAACGAAAAAGAAAAAUUAGUGGACAUAACUAAUUAAGUCCUUCAGUUCUGUGGGUGUGCUCUGUGUAGAACUUCAGUUGGAUGCAACCCACAGACUUCUGCAUCUUCAUAAUCUGGGGGUGGCUGAAGGAUCCUCUAGUGAGUCUGCCAACUCCUGACACAUAUAUUAUAAUUCCUUUACUAAGUAUAUGUGUCACAGGGCUGGGCAGAUCAGUCUAUUUCUGGUUGGUGUCAGUUUUGCAUGUCUGUGCUCAUUUGAUGCGAUUUUAUUUUCUCUCUCUGCAGAACAAUGGCAAUUCGUUCAUUUGUAGAUUGGCUGAGUUUUGUUGGAUUGAUUGGGGCAUUGAUUCGUGUCUCACUUAUGUUUUAUGACUCGAUUAUGCUGUUCUACUAUUGCUGAGUUGUUUCCAGUGAUUUGUGGUUUUAUUGAGUCAUUGCGCAGUAUGGUUCAUUUUUGCCUACUCAACCAUGUAUAUUACUUGGAGAAUAUUUAUUGUGGGGCGGCUUAUAAAUUGGUCUGUGCAUAAACCUAACAAUGCAGGUAGCUUUUAGGAGAGAUCUAGCAUUUGGCUACAGCCAACACCAGCUUAAGGAAGCAUGCAUUGCAUGUUUUUAAAAUAGUCAGGCAAAGGGAGUAGCAAACAAUUAGCCACUCCUCUCCAGAGAUUCACCAGAGUUCCGUCCAAUUCUUGGGCCCUGUACCCAGUGAGGGUUAGAAUCUAGCAGAGGUUUCUAUUGCUGAACUAGUCAGACAAGUUUCUCUAUAAGACAACAACCAUAAAUGGUCACCUAAGGGUUCUCAUCAGCAUCUCAAACAAAUUAGCCCUAGAACCUCUGGAGUCUCUCACUACUCAGAGAGGUAUAUGCUAUAGGGUAUAUGCUAUGACCAAUAUACCCUAUACUACCCCAUCCUAUGCAUGUUUAUGUAGAAGUAAAUCUUGCAGGGUUCAAUAGGACUUCCAGGUCAGGGACUCCAUGCAUCACUUCUUCUUAACACAUUUGACUUGGGUAGCUCCCAAAUUGUUCUACCUGUUUGUUCUUUGUGGCUUCCAUUCUUGCCUGGCACCAGCAGUCAACUAGGUGGGGUUAGCUGCAUUCCCAUUCCAGGAAUAGGUGGCACAACUGAAGCAUCUUUUCACAGUCUUGAUUCUCUUCAAACAUUGUGCAAGUAGCAUCUUCUUCUAGUAUUGGGGCCAAAGCUAACAAAAUGAAGGAUACUGUAUUGACAAACUGGAACAUGUGCAGAGGUGGGAAACCAAGAUGAUAAAGGGUCUGGAAGGAAUUCCUUCCUACUCUGAAUGGAAAAUAAAGUAACUACAGUUACUUUUAGGUAUAUGCUGCCCUCUUGUGGCUGUUGUUUUCUUGCUUUCUUUGGUUACAUGGAAAUUUGAUCCUGAGAGUGAACUGAUUUGCCAUGCAAAUUACAGACUGCUGAUAUAAGUUUUGCGUGCACACACACACAAAAAAUUAUUUUCCUACUUCAGGCAAGAAGUCUUUGAUGGAAGCUGUGACAGGAGUCUGCAGUGGCUUGCGCCCUGGGAUUGAACCAGAGUUCGUACCAAACAGUCUGCCACAUAGCAACAAGCUGCUACAGCUCAUGGCUCUCUGCUGGCACCAAGAGCCCAGCUACAGACCACAUGCUACAGGUAACAUCUAUUGUUGCUCACCACUGGCAAACUAUCGGGCUACCAUUUCAUAGGUCAGAUCUGAAAAUGAGUGUGUCAGCUGAGGAAAAGCAGAGACGGCAAUAAAGCAUAAACCUUGUUGAUUCUGCUCUUUACCUCAGUUGUUCUCUGUCUCACGGAGAGCUCAUCUGUUUCCCUGCACUUUCUAAGCACAGGCCCACACUUUCCCAGUCUAUGUAUGAGCACUUUUUCUUUUUGCCCUGCGACUUUCCCCAGGAAAACCUGCUCUUUAAUGCUGAGUUGGAACAAACAGCAGUUUGGGUUUCCCAUGCAAUUCUUUUCAGCAGUAAAGAGUGGGUUUUGGCAAGGAAAGUCCUGGGCAGGGGGGGAAAAGAAGAAGCACUUGCACACAGAGCUUUAAAGUACAAACCUAUGCCUAAAAGCCAAGGCCAGAUUUAGGUUUGAUGAGGCCCGAAGCUACUGAAGGUAAUGGGGCCCUUUAUAUGUCCAGCUGUCCUUUGUCAACAACAAAUUGUCACUGUUUUUUGUGUUGAAUAUAUGCUAUAUAGUAAUUUAUGGACCUAAUAGGUAUCUAAAGCCAUUUGCACAUAACAAAUUGGAGCCUACACAACACAAAAUACUGUUGCUGUAUGUAGGUUUUAUUUUAUUUGUUUUUUCUCUUAUAUUUUGGAAAUGUACAUCCAGUUUCUUUUCCUUUACAUUUUUUGGGGGGCCCCAGUAGAGUGGGGCCCUAAGCUAUAGCUUGUUUAACCUAUACAUAAAUCCAGCACUGCUAAAAGCACAGCAAAGAAGGAAGCCUUGAUGAGCCCUUACCCUGAAAGGCUUGCCUCUGGCUAUGGCUUUGUUUGUCAGAGGGUCUAUGGGGAGGAGGUGAUCUUUUUAGGAAUUUGUGGUCUCAGCUAUUUAGGACUUCAAACACCAACAUGAAUUGCAGAUGGCCUGGAAAUGAACUGACAAUCAGGGCAGCUGUUUUAAAACAAGGGUUAUGUGAGUUCCAAAUCGAACCACAGCUGAUAAUCUGUCUGCUGCACGGUGUGUAAAUAUGGUGUUUCUUCAAGACGUCUGGGUGCAAGACUGUGUAAUUGGAAGCCAGCUCAGAUGCUGCAGCACCUAUGUGAGCAAAGGUUACAUGUCAAGGGGUUUUUGGUCUCUUAAAUGCUAGCAUAUGGGGGGAGGAGGAGGAGGGAGAGAGAAGGAGGAGAUGUAAGCCAGCAACUGGUUCUGACCUGUGAUAGUACAAAGAUUUGCCUACAGGCACAUAAAUGCUGUUUUAUUUGUUUUUUCUUCUACAGAAUGCUCAAUACUUCUAAGGGAAAUUCUUGGCACAUUUAGGAAGGAGAUUAUUUCCGAUGCAAUAUACAACUUGAUUCAAGCAAAGGUGAGUCAUUUGUAGAAAUAGUGAUCUCGUUUCUCCCAAUAAUGGCCCCUAUGUAGCCAAACGAAAACUACUCACACCUAAGUAAAAUACCAUCACCAGACUCUGUGGAAUUCUGAGGUAUGCAAAACUGUAAAAUAAUAAUAAUAAUAAUAAUAAUAAUAAUAAUAAUAAUAAUAAAACUAUCAGGUAGACUCCCUCCUAAAACCAACUGAAUAAGUACUGAGCAUGCUUGGCAGGCAGGAAUCGCUGAGCUGACUGCUGGAGGAAAAUAGAAAUUUUCUAUUGGAAUUGGAAUAAAGUAUGAAGUCCCAAUGAUUUCAGUGGGAGAGUUAUGCAUGUGUACUCUCUGUAGCAUGUUAGGUUUUUUAAAAUGCCCAAACUAACCAGAAGUAUGGUUAAACGAAUUGGCAGGUAUACUAUGAGGUAACAGUGCCGUUCAGAUACCCUUCGUGCACCUGGAUGCCUCGAAGAAGAACACCCAGUGCUAUUGAGAAAGGUGAUCCCAAAUCUCCAGGCUCUCUCUGUUGCACAUGACUAGCAGGUUGUUCAAUGAGUUCCAGGGCAAACAUCCCGAUGGCUUAGAGCACUGGGAAUAUAUAAGCAAGGAAGAAGAGGUUUGCUUCUCCAAAAAUGUAAACAAAUUUGGAUGAGAUUUUCAGUAAACUUACCUAUACUGACAAAGACACUGGUUAUGAAACUAAGAGCAGCAGUUAAUCCGAUGAAAGCAGGGAACGUUGAGAUAUUUAGUAUUAAGCAAUUCCAGGGGGGCCUUUUCCAGAAUUAAUGUGAUGUACCUGUACUUCCUCUUAACUCUGUUUCAUGCUGUAUUCCUCUCUUCCAGGACUGUGCAAUAGAUUCUGCCAAAGGUCCAGUUUCUCAUGCACUUAAAACACAUGCGUGCAACUUAGAGGUGAGCAUUGGAAGCAGCUCAAUACUACAUCACACCAAGUGGUCUUAUCUAGUUUGUUGUUGCCUGCGCUGCCUGGUAGAGGCUUUCCUGGGUUUCAGACAAGGGCCAUUUUGUAGAAGGGUCAAGGUGUUGGUUUCCAGAUGUGUUGCAGUAUUUUGAGCAGGCUACUAAUGUGGGCUAUCUCUGACCUGGAUGUCAUUGUGCAAGGAUAGAAAGGGAAUGGGGUUUUUCCCACUUUAUUUUUACACAUUUUUCAAAUUACAUAAAACAUAUUACAUCCAUCCAUCAUCUUACCAUAGUAAGUAAGGACUUCCCUACUUAUCUUUCAAUGGCAUCCUAGUCUAUGUUCUAUAGCCACGAUAAUGUUUUGUAAUCCAUGUAUUAUUUUUUAUCUUUUUUAAACCAAGACAGUGUUAAAAAUAAUAAGGAAAACAGGGUGAGAGAGCUAUAUGUUAUCUGCAUAACAUGUUACUAGAAUCUAUCUAGAUUUAUUUUUUACUCUUAUCCUUAUUCUAGUUUUAUUUUUAUUCUUAUCCUUAUUCAUCUUAGCAAAUUUCUGGGAGGUGCACUGUUGUGUCUCUACCACUCAUUUUAACAUUACUUCUGCUGAUUUCAAUAUGUCACAAAACCACAACGCAGGUUUUUCUUUAAAAUGAGAAAACCUUAGGCUUCUCAAACAAGUUCACUGCACUUUCCUCCUGUGUCCAUCCACUUGGAAGCUCCAUUGGACGUGAUGCUUAGGAAAGCAUGUUUUGAAGUUUGUAAUUGCCACAUUUGUUUUAUUUAAAAAAAAAAUGGUUGAGGAGGACAGCCUUCCCAUUCCUUGUGAUUCUGCAGAGACCCUUUUGAUGGUCUCUGUGUUACUAGAAGCUACAAAAAUGGGAUUAGAUGGAGUCAGACUCCACCUUCUGUGGAUUGAAAGGAUCCACCUGCCCAUGGAAGGCUGCAGAGGGAAGGCUGGAAUCAGCAAAAGUCACCACCUCCUCCAAUCUGUGGGAGAGAAGUCUGGAUCUAAGCUAUAACUAUUUUAUUUAUUCUGUCUUUAAUUUAUGCAGUGCUCUGGGUUCUGAUGUCGAAAGCCAGUGCAUUUACUAAUAUUAUUAUCCAAAGUAGAUUUACUGUUUCUUGUUUGUUGCAGGUUAUCUGUCCUCAGAACAACAACAGGCUCAACAAGGAAGUUACUCUAAAAUCGCAUAGCUUGUCUGACCUUCACCUUGAGCGGGGUGCAGGAAGGACAGGGAAGCACAGCAGCCAGACAGACUUGGCCAGCAACACUACUCAAAACAGAGCGCUAGAAAGAGGUAGCAUUUUUAUGAACUCCUAAAUCUACCAUACGUAUGGGUAGGGAUGGGGGGAGAAAUUCAGCUUUGUUUGCAUUUUAACGAGAAGCUACCUCAAUUCACACUUCUCAGAUCAACAUGCAAACUGAAACAAAACUACAAGUUUUGUGAUGUAGUUCUCCAGCCAAAAACUAUGUACAAAAAAUGCAUUCCGUAAUGAAAGUAACACAACAAUGCAUUAUGUCACAGGGAAUGGCUUGUCAGAAAAUAAAAUAAAAUAAUGUUUAUAUCAGUCCAAACUGCAUACAGAAAUGUGAAUAGUGUCGGGAGAAAUUGGUACUAAAAUUUUGUUUAUUCUUAUUUGUUUUUUUAGAAUUUAUAUACCUCUUUAUAACUGCAGGUCUCAGGACAGUUCAUAACAUACAACACAAAAAACAUAAUGUGAGAGAGAGUCUAGAGAGGGGGCUUUAACCCUUUACUCUCACUGUAGUCCUGCUCAGAAUCAGCCCCACUCCCAUUCCUUGAUUUUAAAAAAAGGAAUAGGAAAAAGGAAAAUAAUCGAAUUGUGGUGUCCAGCUCUUUGAUAUUGUUACAUAAUGAAUUCACAUGAUGUGCAAUGCCUGUUACAGGAGGGGAGACACUCACUGGGCAUUAGUCCCAGCACCCAGCUGAGCUGAUGGGAGCGGGGCAGGGAUCUUAUUUCUUAAGAAACAUGUCCUUUUUCCACUUAUCAUUUUAAAAUCAAGCACACAUUAUCACCAAUAUCCUUAACAAACAAAUCGUAGUAAAUAGUAAGAUGUGCAUAUAGACACACCAAAUGAAGUUUGUAUUAUAACACCAUCUAGCGCUUAAUCAUAAGCAAAAUAAGGAAAAAAGAGGUAAAGGUUGAAAUAGGAUCCAAGAUUCAGAUUCAAGUAGAAUAAGAAGACGUAUGCCUGAAGAAUAAUCAUAAACAAAACUCAUAAAAUUGCCAAGAAAGGGUUAUAACUAACCCCUACCACCUCACUAUUCCAAAGUUCUAUAAAUUGUACCUUGUCCUGUUCAAAUCCCUGUUUGUCUCUCUCCUUUUCGGAGUAUCCCUGGUAUGGGAAAAUCCAGAUUGAGGGAGGGGAAAGUGUGGGAAAGCAGUGAUUUGGAAGGGAACACCAUAUGGACAAUGGAGGAUUAAUGGAGAUACAGGAAGCUUCCUAUCCACAUUAAAUGUCAGUGUGGAGGAGCCCCAGAUCUCCUGGUCCACCUUGGCAAACAAAAGAGCUGCCUUCAAAGCACAACUGGAGAGCUACAUCUGUAGCGGUGGGGGCAUGUCUUCUGCUUCCCAGCUCCAUUGGUAGACUUGCAGUUAGAUGCAUUUCCAAAAACAAUUUGAGAGCACAGGUCAGGCUGGUGGCUGGAAAGCAAGUACUAAAGCAGCACCUCCUAUGUAGCUGUAACUCACAAGGAUGGCUGCAACCUGCCUAAUACAUCCUUCCUAAUACUGACAUCUGCUCUUUAGUUGGCUCUGUUGAUCUGAGAAAGGAGAAGUGUCUGUUGGCAUGAGCAAACCCAAUCAAGGUCUAGAUACACAGGCAAAAGCCAGGUGUAACUGGAAUCUGCCUGGCUUUGUCCUACUGCACUCACUGUUUUCCUGACAGGAUCCCAACAUUUCAGCAGGAUGCAAAACAAGUCUGAACAAACAAGUCUAAAGUUUGAAGGUCACCUUAGAGUCACUUCCCAUCUGAUUUCUGCUCUGUUUUUAAGACAAGUAGGGAAGUGCCUGGGAAACAGGCAAAGAAGCUCAUGUUUCGUAAAUGUGCAAAAAAAAAAAUGCAUCCAGCUUGCAAACCUCACCAAAGCUUGCCCAAAGCAUCUGCAGACAUUCCAUAUGCGUCACAGAUCUUAAGGGUAUGAAUAGAAUACCCUUAUAGAAAAUAGAAAAUGUGCAAAGCAGCUUUUAUUCUGAAGUGGAACAUUUCUUCCACACUAUUAAUACGACAGAAAUGGUUUUGGGAACCAAAGUCAUGAUGUUCUUCUUAUAGAGCUCAAAAAAAUAAAUAUAUUGCCACUGAGGACCUUAAACUGAGUUACUUUCCACAGAGGAGCACAAAGAUUGGUAUUAAGUGCAUAAUUUCACUUCCUAAGAAUACCAGCUUUAUUUUUAAAUAAAUAAAUAAAAGGCAAUUUUCUAGUCCUUAUUGCUGGGAAAAUGGGUGAAAAUGCAUUAGCAGUACCUGCAGACAUAUUUUUUUUAAAGCCCAGGGGGUGGCUAAAACGUUUGUGGUAGUCUAGGAACAGGGCAGUGGUAUUCCUUGUAGUUCCUUGUCCUUCCACAUGACCAUAUAAAGCACAUAUACUAACAGCAAACUCAAUUCUGCAAGUAUAGAUAAUACUGAGCUACUGGAUAAUAAGGCAGCUUCCUAUUAGGUACCAAAUAAGCCCAAUAAAAACCCACUGCAGCAUUCUCUACAGUGUGUCGUUCUUCUUCUCUCUUUGUCCUCCUUUCUCAAUUUUUCUCUGCGACCUAUAUAGCAGAAACAACCCCACUCCAUGCCUCUGUUCUUCCAAGUCCUCCCCCCUGCAGUACACUUGGGCCUAAUUCCAAACAGCCAGCAUGGGUGGGGAGAGAACCAGCCUCAGAAUCCCCCCACACACACCCUGUCGCCCCAUCACAGCAACAAACAGUUAAUAAAGUAUCUAGUGGCUUCUGUACAUAAAACUCAUGCACUGUCCAUUAUUCCCUCCCUGAUUCACAACUCACACUAUAUAUUUAUAUAUAUUUGGUAUUUCUGUAGGUCAUCUCUUCUGUGGCAGCAAAGAGUCAAGUCCUCCACAUUCCUCUUCCCCUUUCCUUACUCCCGAUUCAAGCCUACUUGUAAAAAGUCCUUCCACAUUUUGCAAAGAGUCAGAGGGCUGGCAACCGCGGCUGCCGCGACUAGUGCAGGCACCUGAUGACAGCCCUCCGUACAGCAACCUUCGGAACAAUGGGCUUGAAAACCCAGUAACAGGUGAGAUUUAAAAAUGAAAGAGGUGCUGCAUUUUGGGGGUCGGGGGAGAUACACUACCACCACUUGGAAUAUGGUACUAACUUACUGUGCUUUGUAACUGUAUGGAGCCAGUGUGGUGUAGUGGUUAGGGUGUCAAACAAGAACCCCUGAGCUCAGCAUUGAAAUCCUCACUCAGUAAGGAAGGUCACCUUGGGCUGGUCGCUACUUCUCAGCCUAACCCACUUCACAGAGUUGUAUGAAGUGGUGUUGGUUGGGAGCAGAGGAGUCAUAAAUAAAGUAUAGCCCGUUAGGUUUAGUUAGGAAACCUCCCACAGCAUUUGGAGGUGGGGGGUGUUAGUGGGGCUACAAAUGGCUUGGCUAUUACUUUUGUAUUUGAUGAAAAAAAUAUUUUUUUCUGUGGGCCCAGGUCCUUACUGCAAAGAGGGAAACUGCUCUAUCCUAGCCUGCGGGCGAGAAACUAUCUUGAGAUGCAUGACGGAAGGGCGCUUGAACCACCUCCUAGACGUUCUGCGUUCCCAGCAGCUCUUGUCCAGGACGGACUACGAAAUGAUCACUUCGUUCCCCACCUUGACUGGCCGGGCCCGUGCUUUGCUCGACACUUGCCUUGGCCUUGGGGAGAAGGCAGCCCAGACUGUGGUGGCUGUUCUGUCAGCCAGCAAGUGCAGCCCUUUCCUGCGAAGCAUCCAGGCAAACACAGUAAAUUAAAUGAUUUAUCUCCCAGCAUGUUGGAGAGUUGGUUAAAAAGGAAAAAAGUCUGCGAACUGAUGAUUUGCAGCGGCCUUGUUCCUUUGCGCCAUCGUUACCCUGCGUCAUGGAUUAGAGUCUAGCAUGACUUCUGCUCAGAGAACGUUCUCUUCUGAAAGAAGAAGCAUGAGCUGGAUGAAAAGGUCAAGCCACCCGCUGCCUGAAGCAGUAGCAGCUGCAUCCUUUUAAUACAGUCACCCAGUGAUGGAGUGAUGGUGUGGCUGGUCAGUUUUGGCUCUUGAGCUCCUUGCUCUUACUCGAAGAGGACAGACCACAGGACCCCUUGUUUUUCUGUCGUCUGAGAGCAGAUUGCUGAAACUUGGCAAAUAAUGUUUAAAAAGGAAAGGGCAUUUAAGGGCAGAGCUGCCCCUGUGAAGCAGAGAGAAAAGGCUGCCAGAGUGAGCAGAAUUAAAUACAACUAAGCCAUCACCACAGCAGGCACCUUAUUUAAAACAAAAUUUCAUUAAUGGCGGAGUUUGAGGUAGGCUUUCAAGCAGUAAGUGAGGCAUUUUGCUCAAGUGUUCUUGAACAAAUUAUUUUUGGUGCCUGCCCCUGAAAUUUAGGUGGCGUGAAUGUGGAGAACUUCUGAAGUGAUGCUUUUGAACAUGCCAGUGUGAAGACUGUUAGCAUUCUGUUGCCAGCUGUGUCUACUGACAUCAGCAGGGGAUGUUGUGUACUUGGCCGUGUGCAGAGGCCCAGAGGAUGGUGAGGAAGGAAGGCAUAUGUAGGCACCUGGAUCAACCUGCUACCAAAGAUAGGCAGGUUUAUAUACAAUUAUUUAAAUUAUUUGAAACAAUUACUCUCUACUACCUUUCGGUAAAUUCCAGAAUGGUGUACAAUAUGCUAUUAUUAACAAAAACCAGGCAGUUUUUGAAACAAGCAGUAGCUGAGCGUGUAAAAAUAUGCACGCAAAGAUGAAUUAAAAUAGCUUUCCAGAGGAUCCCACAUGGAUAAAUGAGAGUCGCUAUGCCCAGUGUGAAGAAAGGUAACAGGUUGGCACAAAAGUGACUAGAACCCAUUCUUUGAUUUGUGAAAUUGGAGCCUGAUUUGGGAUGAUUACUUUUUAAAAAUACAUAUGUGUGGACAGAGAGAGGAAACCUUCUGAACUUUUAAUGGGUGGCUUGUGCCUUUUGUAAAAAAAUAAAAAUUGAAGCCAUCUUAUGUAAGAUUGUGUUAGGAAACUACUCAUAAAUAAGCCUUAUUGUUUGACCACAAAAAUAUGUGUAAGCAGAUAAACAUCAUGCAGCAUGAAUGAUUUAAAAUCAUGCAUUAACUGAAUAAACAUGUGAUAAAACUGCUGUUUAAACUGUAGUUUAACUCUUUCUUUAAAGGUAAUUUGCUUCCAAACGUUUUAUGAAGCAAGCAACAAAUGUAAUGAAUAACAAUAAUAAUAACAACAGGCUUAGUUUUUCAGCAGAGAUUGUGACAUGAGAUCUUCAUGAACAUUGUUGUUAAAAUACACACACCACCUUUCUUCUGGGUAUUACAGGCAUUGACAUCCCCAAGGGUAUAAGAAAAUUCUUUUUAUAUGCAACCGCAGCCACAAGAGUGCUCAUUGCGACAUAUUGGAAAAAUGACAAACUCCUUACCAGAGUGGAAUGGUUACUCAAAUUGACAAAAUAUGCAGAAUUAGCCUCCCUUUCGGAAAUAAUCAGAGAUAAACCCAGACAAGAGCUCAUUCUAGAAUGGGAUAAUUUCAAAAACUAUUUGAAAAAUAGCUGUAACUUAAACAUGGUAGUUGCCUUUGAAUGAUUUCUGUAAAAAAUAUAUAUGAUGGAAAAUGAUAUCGAAAUCGUAAAAAGAAUUUUUAUAAAUUAAUAAUGACAAAUCAAAGCAAGAUGUUUAAUAUAAAGGAAACAUGGAGAGGAUGGGAAGUCAUGGGUUUGUGUAGAAAGCACAUAGUUGAAAUUGCAUGUAUCUUUUGUGAUAUUUUUACUGGAUUGAUGACAGUGAAGAUGACUAGGUGCUGUGUGUAUAUAUAUAUAUAUAUGGGAAAUGAAUAAUAAAGCAUAAAAAAAUACACACACCAACUUUCCACAGCAAAUGCAUCAACACAGGAAGUUGCCUUAUACCAAGUCUAUCAACUGUUCUUCCAGGAUUUCAGCCUUUCCUGUCCCAACCUGUUGGAGAUGCAGGGGUUGAAUCUGGGACCUUCUGCAUGCAAAAUAUCUGCUCUGCUACCAGCUAUGCCCCCCCCCCAAUAAUUGUUGAAGUAAACAUAUAUUGCCGGGGGACAUAAUUCAUAGCGCAGCACAGAACGUCCCAGGUUCAACAGUUCUGAUCAGGGAGCCAGCCAUCUAAACAUGUAAAAUUAAAUAUCAGCAAAUAAUCCUAAUAAACAUUUUUCACAUGGCUGUGCUGGGGAUUGAACCUGCGACCUUCUGCACGCAAAGCAGAAACUCUGCCACUGAGCUAUGACCCUUCUCCAGACUAAUGAAAGAAAUUGUGAAUGCCCGCCCCUCCUUUUCCUUUACAUUUGAAAACAGCUGUAAUUUUUCAGAGGCAAGCCAAGCGCAGCCCAACACCCUACUCCAGAGACCUGCUUACAAAUGAUCCAGGGAAGAAACAGCAGAGCUGUGUAAUGAUUAGCUGGCUCUGUUGAAAUGUAAGUGUCAGUCUUUUCAUCUUUUUUUCCCCCUAGUGGGACUCCUGCCUUUAACAACUGCCCCAAACCUUAAUAUUCAGCAAGUGAAUACAGUGGUACCUCAGGUUACAUACACUUCAGGUUACAGACUCUGCUAACCCAAAAAUAGUACCUCGGGUUAAGAACUUUGCUUCAGGAUGAGAACAGAAAUUGCGCAGCAGCGGUGCGGCAGCAGCGAGAGGCCCCAUUAGCUAAAGUGGUGCUUCAGGUUAAGAACAGUUUCAGGUUAAGAACGGACCUCCGGAAUGAAUUAAGUUCUUAACCUGAGGUACCACUGUAUUAGCACCACUUGGCAAAAAUUUGCACCAGCUGCAUUGAAUCAGGCUCUGUAUUAGAAAUUUUAAGCAAUCCUACUUGCAGGCAUUGGAAGCAGCACAUAAAACAUCAGAGCACCCAGGUGGCAAGUUAUUGCUGGACCGAUGCUGUAACACAGUGCUCAGUUAAACUAUGGAACUCACUUCCACAGGGGGCAGCAGUCGCCACCAACUUGAAUGGCUUUUUAAAAAGAUUAGACAAAUUCAUGGAGGAGAGAGCUAUCAAUCACUAUUAGCCACAAUAGCAGUUGAAGGCAGCAAUGCUUCUGAAUACCAGUUGCUGGGAACCACAGGAAGAGUGUUCUUGCGCUCGUAUCCAGCUUGCCGGUUUUCUACAGGCAUCUGGUUGGCCAAUGUGCAAACAGGUUGCUGGACUAGAUGGGCCAGAUCCAGCAGGCUCUUAUACAUAAAUAGAUGCCUAAAUCCACAAUCCUAUUUGCAAACAGAGGGAGAUCCCUAGAUAGAUUAGUGUGCCCAAAGCUGCAAAGUACUGCAAAGCUGCAAAGUACUGUGGGAUCAAUGGAUCCAAAAAUGAGCAGUCCUACUUACAGGCAGGGGGAGCUCUACAUGUGCAUCAGAGCACCCACUAUCGCUGGAUCAGUGCUAUAUGGCAGAAUGGAUGCUUAAUAUCUUUCCUCUUGCUCAACAAUUUGCCCCAGUUUAAUGUUCUGCUUCUAAAUUCCCUCAGGACAACUAGGCAUCAUCACACUAGUGCCAAAACCAUAACCUACAUGUUUCUGUUGAGAUGGAACUUCUCAAGCUGCUGCAAGAAACACUUUGCCCACUCUUUGCCUUUUGCAUGAACAUGAAAUGAAUGGGCGGUCAUUUCCCGCUAAGCAAAGGUAGGAGAGAUUUUUAACACGCUUACACAAAUUGCAUAAUCAUGGAGGCAUCUUCUACUAGAAGUAGGGAUGUUGGGAGUGGCUGCUAUGAAUGAGAACCUCUGAACAAACACAAGCAGGAUCUAGAAUUACAAGAGGCAAAUACAGCUGACAUGCUCUGCUCUUAGUCCUAUAACAAUUUGUCACUAACUUUAAGGACUUGGAACUGAAGGGCAGGCAUCCAUGUAACUUCCCCUUGGUUUUUCUUUUUUGGGGGGUAAUGGGCAGUCAGGUAGCAGGGAAGGGUUUUCUUUUUUAACUGCUUUCAUAUUCCAGAUUCAAAAUUGCUCCUCUUCCUCCAAAGGCCACAACUAUGUAGUGAGGGGAGCUAAGGAGGCUGGGAAUUGCCACUGAACAACCAGAAUGCAAAUGCAGAAUAAGUAAAUUAAAUGUAUUUAAAUAUUAGUAAGAUACAUUUUUACAUUUUGCAUGAUUUUAAAAUAAGGGUUUCAGAGUUCUUGGUUUUUUAUAGUGUUUUUGCACUCCAAAUGGUAUGCUAGAAGGAAGAUAUAGGUAAGCAAUUGAAGAUAUAGUAAGCAGUUGGGAAGAGCAAGUGGGACCCACAACAAAAAAUGUUGUAGUAUAUCCUCACUUCGCUGGAGUGCUCCUGUUUAGGGAUCCUGCAGCACAAGCAAGGCAACCUCCUCUCCGUCUCUCCUCCUCACCCAACCCUCAAUCUUUCCAUUUUUCUUUGCUGACACAAAGGAGUCUGUAGCUAUUGGGUGUGCUCAGUCUUCACUGAGCUACUGUGUAAGGGUUUUCCCCAUUUUAGGGUUUUGUACUUCUACAAACCUUGCGAUUUGUCCAAGUGUGCCCUGUUAUCUCCCACUGGCCCCACUCAACCACCUGAAUUUGCUAUUAGAGGGAGUGAUCUUACCUGCAUAUCUCCUUAUAAAUAAAAUAGGAAAUAAAAUAAAAUAAACUAUAAGUCUAUAAACUUCUUUAAAAACACACACCAAAAACCCCUGAAAAUUCAGGGAAGGGACUUGACCCACCAGCUCUCCCCCAUUAUUCCUGCCCCCCCAGUUUUUAUCCCUGACUACCACUUGGAGUAACCACUUCCAUCCAAUGCCACAUAAUGUACAGUAUUGCUUGGUAUUCAAGUAUAUAUACCACUCAUGCAAUUUUAAUUAUAAUGUGCAAGAUUGUAAAGAGGGAUAUUAAAGAAAGUACAGUACAAAAUCCUGCUCUCUCUAUUGGGGGGGAUCCACUGUACUGUAGCAUGAACAGCUGCCAACAGUUCUCUGGCAACAUGGCUUGUUAUGAAACAUCUGUUUGUGCAGUCCACAUCUUGUUGAAGUCAACAGCCAAAACCAGCAGUCCCAUAGAUUGCUCUGUUUGGGCAUAAAAGCCUCCAGAGAUCACUGAAAAGAAAGGAGGACACAGCCACAAGGCCCAAACCAAUUAUUGCUUCUGCUGUUGCACCAACUUGUUCAAACCCCUUAGAGCAGAACAUCUGUUAGUUACACAACUUCUGAUCAAAAUAUAUAGUUCUACUCUGUCACAAAUAGACCUGCUCUCCAGUUUUAGGUUAAGACCACAAGGUCAAUGAAACACUUGCUUGAGUCUGACACGCUAUGUUGAAGUGGAAAUUCAGCCUGUGUACUCUGUUGUGCUCCAUCUGCCAUGCAGGCAGUGAACAGGUGAAUAUACCCAGUUGAGAGACAGGCAAAGGUAGCAAGGGAUGACCGUGAGCUGGGCUUGGUUCCAUCUGGACAGGAACAGUGGUGCAGUCUGAUAGUUUUCGACCAGGUGUGGGGAAACUUUGGCCUUCCAGAUGUUGCUGAACAAGAGCCCUUCACUGCAUUCAGCUGAGUAAGGGCCUGAACAUCUCCCACCAAAGUGUCACUGCACAUAAAUUAAGCAUUUAUGUCGCAUAUUUUUAAAAAGCUUUUGGAAGUUUAAUGCACAGUUUGCAUUAUCUUGUUGGAAUCCUGAGAGCACUCCAUGUAAGGUAGAUCAAUAUUAUUAUCUCCAUAUUGCAGGCGGAGAAGAUGAGGCUGAGAAGAGUAGCCUCACCUGACACCAUCAAGCCAAUUCAUGGCAGAGGCAAUAACUGAACCAUGGAAAGUGUGACAGCCUCUUGCACUGCAGUGAUAUGGCAGACUGUUACAGGUGGAAUUGCUUGUUGUUAAAAGUGAGCCUGAGUGUGGUUUGUGUUCUGAAUCUUCCUUGUAAGCGAGGUCCAACUUACAAUAGAUUUCCUGCUUUGGCCGAAUACAUGCCUCUUCUUUGCUGGAUGCUGUUGGGCAGAGGCAAAGGCCAGGCUUAGCGUUUCAGCUUUGGAUGGCAUAGGCUGGAGGGGAGGUCCUUGGAGUUGGUUAGCAAACAAGAAGGAGACGGAGGGGCAGAACUCCAAGUGAGCUGAGGAUGACAGAUGGGAACAAAGAGACACAGAGGGUGGCAUUUUGUUGUCCUUUAAAUCCAAUGCUGCCCUUAUGGGGGAAGCCAGCCCCUUUUGGGAUGUGAUUGGGAAUUCAGUCUUAAUUCCAACUAUUGUAAUGGGCAUCAUCCUCCACUGCACCAGUUUAAGGGACACAGGACAGGGCACAUAGCACAUUCAGCUCUGUCUACCACUGCUCCCUGCCCCCGACAACAUCCAUUGCCUCUCUUUACCUAAUGGUAGAGCCAACCAGGCAGAGGGCCUUUUUGGUAGUGGCGCCCACCCUGUGGAACGCCCUCCCUUCAUAUGUCAAGGAAAUAAACAACUAUCUGACUUUUAGAAGACAUCCGAAGGCAACCCUGUUUAGGGAAGUUUUAAUGUGUGAUGUUUUAUUGCUAUUAUUAUUAUUAUUAUUAUUAUUAUUAUUAUUAUUAGAGCCGCCCAGAGUGGCUGGGGAAAACAGCCAGAUGGCAGGGUAUAAAUAAAUUUAUUAUUAUUAUUAUUAUUAUUAUUAUUAUUAUUAUUAUUAUACAAAGCAUAUGCUUGUCCAUUGACUUACAUCUCAUCUACAUGACUUUGCCACCAUUAUUCCAUAGUGAGCAAUACAAAAAGGGACACCUUUGUUACCCUGAGUAGCAGUUCAGGCUGGAAGAUGACACUGUCAAUCAGUUACCUUGGGUUACAAACGUAUCAUUCAUUUCCAUAAAGUUCCUUACUCAUAAACAGCUGUUAAUGCAGCAUUGAGAGACCGCACUGCCACUGAUUUGAGAAGUGAGGGUAUCAAACACACUUUCCUACCCAACAGGAACAUGCCACAGUGCCAAAAGUUACAUCAACUGAGUUUUAACACCUCUUGAGGCUUUUGAGAAAGUAGGUUGCUAUAUAAAAAAAAACCCACAACCAUGUUAUAAUCCGGUUAAGUCUCUUCUGAUGCUGAGGUUCGUUUCACUGUUACAAACAUUUGUUGCAGCAACAACAAUCUCUUCAGGGAUUUGUGGUGAAGCCAGCCUCAGGCAUAGUGAAGCAAUUGGCUCUUUCUCCUUGUGGUGCCAAAUCUUAGGAAGUGCCUAAUAUUUAUUCAGCUGCCUGGAUUGCGUAAAGUUCAGUGGGAGCAGUUGGGAUAAGCCAACAAGUCAUGCCAAUCUUCAAGCACACCACAUCUUUGUGAGAUUAUUCUAUACAGGUCAUGUUCACACAUGACUUUUCGACAGGGAUGAGGAACCUCAACUUGCAUGAGGGGUGUAGCAGGGGUGGGGCAGGGGGCUGUGGCCAGACACCUCCAUGCAGGCAUCGGCUUCCACAGGGAUCCCCAAUCCAUCCAGGCAUGUCCUGCUGGGUCCUGUCCCUGGCUCUCCAUCCUUCCCUGCCUGUGGCCUGGGGGGGGGGGUCUCACCCACCUAGGUUGCAGUGAUACAGACCAGAUUGGCCUCCUCGUCCACAAUCAGGUCAUGGGUGAAGGAGAGCCAACCUGACAUUCAGCUACAGCAGCCACAGCCCCGAGGGCUGGCUGACAGAACAAGUGCAAUUCCCCAGGUUGAAGGAGUGGCUGGCAUACAGCACAGUCAAUAACAUGUGAUAGCCGUGUGGCAUGUGAGUUGGUUCAGGGGUGAGGAAAGCAAAAGGUUCAACAAAAUCAGUCUGACUUCAACACAUUAUCUGUAACCUACCUUAAAAGAAGGUUUUUAUUUUUAUUUUUAAAAAAUGAGGUAGGAAAUAACCAACAACAUAAACAACCCUAUUAGCUGGCACUGCACCCCACAUAAGGACCCAGUUGCCACAACCCCGGCAGACCUGGUGUCAACUGGCUGGACCUGAAAAUGUCACCCACCCCAGGCAAUGAUGUUGCCCAGCCCUUUGGGGCAAGGAAAGGCAUCUGAACACACCAAGGAACCAACUACUUCACUGCAAACCCGCACAUUUCCUACUUACCGUUAAUCAUUUUCAGAAUCUUUCCCACAACCUGACAAACUUGCUUGACCUGCCAUUAGGAGCUGCCUGAGAACAAACUAACCUGUAGCCUGUGGCAACUAUGCGUAACUGUAACAUUUGGGUGCAUAUGCUGGUUCUGUCAGGUUUGAGGGGGCCACAGAUGAGAUGCAUUCUGGUCUGCCUCACAGUCUGGCCACAGCUUUUCUCCUUCCCGCUGCUUCCUUUUUCUUAAAAUAAAUAAAUCAUGAUAUCCUGGCAGUAGUGCUAUUCGCCCUCCCUAUCACCCUGACUAGGGGAAGCGGGUGGCACUGUGGGUUAAACCACAGAGCCAAGGACUUGCCAAUCAGAAGAUCGGCGGUUCGAAUCCCUGUGACGGGGUGAGCUCCCAUUACUCGGUCCCUGCUCCUGCCAACCUAGCAGUUCGAAAGCACGUCAAGUGCAAGUAGAUAAAUAGGUACCACUCUGGCGGGAAGGUAAAUGGCAUUUCCGUGCGCUGCUCUGGUUCGCCAGUAGCGGCUUAGUCAUGCUGGCCACAUGACCCGGAAGCUGUACGCCGGCUCCCUCGGCCAAUAAAGCGAGAUGAGUGCCGUAACCCCAGAGUCGGCCACGACUGGACCUAAUGGUUAGGGGUCCCUUUACCUUUAUCACCCUGACUAACUGGCUGUGUGGGUUAAGCAGGUAGCAAGCAAGCAGGCAGGGUCGGUGGUGAGAGUUCAGAUGUUUGCCAGUGUGCACUGCAAAGCAAAGCACUGCAAGAGCCAAAUCCUAUGAGGUUCUCACUUCCUGCCAGAAAAAAAACCUUAAGGAUUUCAAGAGCUAGUGUUUGAAUUAGUUUUUUUCUUCCUGCCUCCCAAUCUCUUUUCCUUUUGUCUCAUGUCUCUUUAACUCUGAAAAUAAAAAAUGAUUAUUACUAAUCAUUGGAAGUCUGGGAUUUUACUGUAGACCCAGUGAAAUUAAUGAAGUUAAUCGUGCCCAUUAAUUUCAAUGGGUUAACUCUGAGUAGAACUAACCUUGGCUACAAUCAAAAUGGAAGAGGAGAGUCAGGCUGUUUUGAAAGAACUGGGAGUUUAUUAAAUCUCUUACAGAGGAUUUUAUACAGUAGUCAAUGGUCAAGCAAAACCAUGGAGAGGAACAGGGGGAGUAGGAAACAGGCACAAACACUCCUUCCACAAUAAACUACUAGUAUCUAAAGUUGCCAAAAUACUCCCUGUUGUCUUCAUUGCUGUAAUGAUCUAAUUUCCAUCCCUGCAGAAUAUUAAACUUAAAGGUUGACAGUGCCCCUUUCAGGCUUCAGGAAAUGUACAAUAUAAACAAAAUAUUUUUUGUUCAUAGCAAGCAUACUUCUCUGCUUCUUCAGUUCCUUUUACCUCCUCUGAACAGUUUUUUCUUUAAACAGUUUUUUCUCUAACUUGGAAAGCUCUUUAUUGUGGAUAUAAACCUGCCCAGCUUUAUUGUUGCUUAUUUGGGUAAAGAUUGUUACUUUAUUUGCCUUAAGAUGUCAUUUUGGGAUGAAUGGGCCUUCUCCUUUGCAUAGGUCAUUUUUCUUUACAAUGGAAUGCCUCUCCCAGUUGUGUUUAAAUUGUGCACAAGAUAACCAUGUUUGUUGGAAUUGCCUGCUUAUGGUUCUGACAUAUAUCGUGAAAGAGGAUCUCUUUUGAUUUUUCUCCCUCCUUUGAUAAUGCAAUAGUUAAUUUUUAAACUGCUUUGGAAGAUUUGAGCCAAGGAUGCCAAAAUCUGGUUUGAUUUUCUUUUCCCACUUCCAUCUUGUUCUGGACUGUAGUAAUCACUGCAUUUUAACUACAGUUCUAAGUGAUGUUUUAAUGUUAUUUAAUAUGCUGUAAUAAAUAAAUGUACCCCACCCUAGGACUACUGUGGUGAAGAUGAGGUAACGAACUGAGAUUACUAAAUAACUAAAUAUAAAGGAAUUGAGGUAACUGAAGGUCCUGUCUUCUCAUAGACUGGGGUCCACAGAAGUAUUGCACCUCAAACAGCAGGGACAGGUCACAGUAAGUCUAGACUAGUGCUGUGUCACAUCCGGUAGUCCAGUCCAAGUGGGUAGGUAGGUAGGUACUGCCAAAAUCCAGGCCGCUGGACAAGUGAUGGCAUGAACUCUGUCACAGAGAGCUGCUUCUGAGGACUGCUGAAGGCUGCUGGCCAGGUACCUCCUAUUAGCCCCCCUCCUAUUGAAAUAUCUGUUCUUUAAAAGGGCCACUGUCCUAAUCUGUAACUUUAGGCUUGGAGCUGGUGAGGGCUGGAUAAUAAACUCUGGAAUUCAUCUAGGCUUCUCAAGUCUUCACUGCCACUCAGCUCGGUGUUCAGCAAGUAGUUGGGAUGUUGAUUCCUGCUCAUUUGUUUGCUAACUUUGUAUCCUAGCUUUCCACCAAUUGGUGCUCAAUGCCUAUAAUACAAAUCCAAUAAAAUAUAACAAAUUAUAGUAAAACAAUAGAAUAUAAAGUAAAAAAGGUAAAAAUGAGAUAAUUGAAACACCAAUAAAAAUCAUUUGUUAAAACCACUUAACACAUAUUUGUAAAUCAUGUUUUAUUUAUUUAUAAGUAUUUAUAAAGCAUUUAAUAUAUAUAUAUUAAAAUCUCUUAGCAGUCUGCAACAUAAAAGCAAACAGUAUCAUUAAAACAAAAAUUCAGCAUAAAAUGAGGAUGACUACUGCUGAAACAACAUCUAAGUUUUGCUUUAAAGGAGUCUCCGGUCUGAAAUGCACAGGGAACUGUCCAUGGUGCCACUUAAACCUUGUCUCCUGUUGCUUAAACAGAACAAGUGUGUUUUAGAUCCUGCCCAAGAUACUUGAUGCCUGGGCUUGGCAAAGGGCAAGAUGACACCCCAGUCCUUGUUCAAAAGCCAAGCGCUUUCAAUGCUAGUGAUGAGGCAGUGUCUUCCAGGGCACCUGAGGGCAGCAGACUAGCUUAGGGAUUGCAGGUCAGGUUAAGUCAUUUUCUUCUUCUUUGGUGAUCACUCAUAGCUGAGUAAGAUUGUCUUCCAUAAACACGGUUUUAACAAUGAGUCCGUAAGUGACUGUGGAGGCCAGUUCUAGAUCCACAUGUCCUUCCACAGUGGGGACAUUGGUUUCCAGGUGGGAGUUGAUCAUGGUGUGAAUUUGCCAAGUGUGCCUUCCUCUUAGCAUGUUUCUCCCUUGCGUAGGGCACCUUUCUAGCCCCUCCCCCUUUUGGGGUGAGCAGAAUGGAUCCUGAAAAGGGCUGCUCAGUCAUGGAUACAGCUGCCGAGCUGCUCAACUGCCUUGUUCCUUGAGUCAGAAUGACUGAAUCUGUAUCCACCACCCAUGUGCCGGUUCAUGACUAGGGGCUUCCAUAUUUCAUGAUCCUGCCCCCAUUACAAUUUGCUGAUCGCCAUGGGACUUUGGGGUUUUGGGUUUUGGGUGGGUUUCUGGAAGAUGCCUCUGUGUGAAUUUAUUUUAUGUGCGUAGAUCAGUGCACGUUGACCAACACACAGUCUUCACAGUAAGGCUCUCCCAAUGGCAUGAGUAAUCAUGACAACUGGUACAUUCUUAUCUGCUGCAGCCUUCAUCCACCUUCACAGCCGUUGUAGCAUACCGCUUGUUAUCAUCCGCCUGUUCUGCCCUUGAGGACUUCUUGGAUCAUUCUUUGUCUAGCUCCUUCCCUUUGACCUUACCACCUUGGGUGACCCUGCUGGGAGUACGAGAUUCCUGAUGACUUCGCUCACAAGGGUCAUAGGAACGUGCAAGCCCACUCACCACAAGGUGAUGAUCCAGUGAGUGAGCCAGGUUAAGUAGCACACAGUGCUCUAUUCUUGAGCACUGUGCUACUCCAGGCCUCACUCUUUCUAAUGGUAGGGCUGGCUCUGAGCCACUCAGAAAGGCAGUGCCAUUGAAGGCAUGCUGCCCAAGGGUGUCCCCAAGCCUGUUCUCUUGUCCUAUUGAGUGUAGCUAAGCUUAGAGAUAUAUAGUAAACUGCUUACUACUUUCCUCUUUGCCCCUGCUCUUCCUUUCUGUUGUUUCCUGUGGUGAAUUUUAGAUUGUAAGCUUCUUGGGGAAGGGAUGCUGAUGAGGAUAUCUUGUUUUCCUUUUUAAUAUUUGUUAUGUACUGAGUUGAAUAGGAUCCAAAAUGCAGCAGUCUGAUUGGUCCUAGAACAAUGCAGCAGUAUGAUUGGUCUGCAGGAGCCACCCAAUCCAGCUCCAGGUGGAAGUGAAUCCACAACCUGAUUGGCCUACAGGAGAAUCCUGGAAUUAGCCAAUCACGUGCAGCCCAUUGUGUAAAUAAUGUAUAUAAAGCAGAUAUUGUGGGGGAAUUUUCAUUCCUCCUCACCACUAUGAGCUGAAUAAAGAAAAUGAAAUCCACUCUCGACUCUGAGUAUAUUUCAAUAUUCACACAGUGCAUUUUGUUGUUAUUACAUUGUGAAUGGUCACCGUGUUCAUUAUAUUAUUGACUUAUUAUUGUAUUGUUUAUAUUUAUUGACGGCCUGGGGUGGCCGUUUUACAUACGUUGACUGCAAUCCCAUCCAAGUUUAUUCAGAAGUAAAUACCGUUGCAUUCAAUGGGACCUAUUUCCAGAUAAGUGUGCCUAGGAUGGCAGCCUUAAGCUUUAAUUGAUUUGUCAGUCUGAGGCUCAGGAGAUGGAGUAAAUGAAGGAGAGAUACAUGUAUUAAAGGGAGAGAAACAAUAUUGCUUACAAAAUUUGAAACCCUUGUUAAAAAUAAAUAUUCUUUUACUUAAGAAUGGAACUGUCAACUUAAGCUUUCUAUGCAGCUGGUGUAGAACUAAGUUCUCUCCCAAACACAUGCUUUUUAAACACUUUUCUUUACAAUGAAAAUCCAUGCUCCUCUGCAAUGUGCUGCCUCCCAUAUAAUCAGUCCCCCCCCUUCUUUUUUGAACAUGCUGAGUCAGUCACCAUGUCUCAGCCUAAUGUACCUCACACAGGGCAGUUGUGAGGAUAAAAUUGAGGGAAGGGAAUCCUGCACGUUGCCUGCAGAAAAUGUCCAUAAUAAAUUGUAAUAAAUCCAUCUGGCACAGGAUGCUUUAGCUUAGAUUCUUGCAUUGUGGGGAGUUGGACUAGGUGACUGUUGGUCACUAAAUAAUAUAGUUUUGAUGAAUAAUCGUAAUAAUUUGUUUGAUUCACUACAAAUGCGCCAUUCCUCCUGUAGUUUGGGGUGUGCCCAUCUGUUUGCCCGCCUUAUAAUUUUCCUCCGACGUUUUAUUAGGAAGAAACCCUGCUGACCCCAAUGGGGUCUGUUCCAAAUCUUUUCACCUUUUCUUGUGUAUAUGUAAAAGCCCCCUACUCCCCCCCCCCCGCCGCCGCCGCCUUGCUCCCCUUCUUCAACCCUUUCUCUCUCGUGGAUUUGCGGUGGUGGUCUUCCUUCCUCGACCUGGGAAACCAACAUAGCCCUCCGGGCCUUUCUGACGAGAGCCUGCGAGAAGCUAAGAAGACGCCAGAGGGCGUCGGCGGUGGGAGGAGCCCCGUCCAGGCCGCCGCCUGCGCUGCUGCUGCUGCUUCUGCUACCACCAGCACCACCACCAGGGGGGCCUUCUUCAGGCGAGCGCCUCAGCCGCGGCGGGGCGGGGCUUUGGGCCGGCAGCCCAGCUCCUUCGCUGCCCUCUCUGAGGGGAAAACAAAACAAGGCGAGAGGCGGAGGAAGCUGCUCGUCUAGAGGUCGCCUGCGCGGGAGGCGGCAGCAGGCAGGCUGCCCGGCUUGCUGGCUGGCGUUCUCGCCUGAGCAUCCCUCCGGCUCGGCGGGGCGUGAGGUGAGCGAGGAGGAGGAGAAGCGAGGCUUAAAAGGGGAGCGAAGAGCCAAGGUGGGCAGGGCGCCCUCGAGGUGCUGCUGGGGGUUGGGAUGGCGGUGCCUCUGGGAUUCACCUCAGAGGCAGCGGGUGGGACGAGGCGGCGGCGGAAGGAGACCGGCUUUUUCGGCUCUCUUUUUUCCUGCGCCUCUCGCUCGGUGCCUCCGACGUCCCGUUUCUCUUUAUCGCCAGUGCAGGCGCCACAAAAGGUUUAAUUUAAUUUUAUGUUGGGUGUCUGGGCAGCGCGAGGAGGGUGGCGGGUGGCUCAGGCCGGCCCUGCCAUUAGGCAGCGGGUUUUGGGGUGUGUGUCUCUGUGUGUUUCAAAUGCUGAAUAUUCAAAUUGAAUAUUUAUUAUUAUUAUUAUUAUUAUUUUCUGAUUGAUGUUCUUAUCUGCUGUUACCACCACCAGGAAUAGGAGAGUCAGGGUUUUAUGCCUGGGGACGUUUCUAUGGGGCCAACUGAAAUGUUGCCAAAUGGUGUGCAAGCUCGGAAGUCCUCUAGAUUUUUUCAUAAGUCUUCCCUAGAAGGCAGACAAAAAGCAAAAUGGGGUGGGGUCAAGAGAAAGAGAAAAACUUGGCUGUCAGGGGAAGGCCUCAGUUAAGCAUCAUUUUUCUCUCUUCUGCACCCGCUAACAUCUAAGCCCAGCCUUCGCCAACUUGGUGCCCUCCAAACAUUUUGCUCAGGGCUGGUGGAAGUUGUAGUCCAAAACAGCUGGAGGGCAUGAGGUUGACAAAGGCUGAUCUGACUUGAGGAAGAGUUCUGGACAACUUGGAAGCUUGCACACUUAUUUUGUGAUGUUUUGGUUAGCCUAAUGUUUGUUGUAAUUUUUGCGAGCCACCUAGAAUCCCACUUCUGGGGAGAGAGGUGGGAUAUAAAUAAAUAUAACCAUAAUUAAUGCAGCUAAUUUUUGUGUAAAAUAACUUGAAUAGUCUGUAGGUGCUGUACACCUUUACUGGGGUGGGGCACCAUUUGGUCCUCUGUCCCAGACAGCAAGAUGUCCUGGGCAGGCCCCUGUGAGGGGCUCUCAUCCCCUGCCCCUAAACAAUGCCCAUGGACAACAUUUUAGGAAUCCCUGCACUAGUGGAGCCUGACACCUGCAGCUGAGGACCAAGGCACUUUGGGUUGGAUGGAUUGAUGGCAGCUCCUGUUCCUUGUUGCUGCCAAGUCCACGUACAAGUGAAUGGGAGUUUUUGUUUGCUUUCUUAUCCACUUUUCACCAUGAGGUACUAGGGCAAUUAAAAAAUACAGUAUUAAAAUCAGUAAAAAUGACUCAUAUUCAGAGGGAAAGGGUGGGAACUACCAUUAGGGGCCCUCUCCGAGCUUAACAUUUUAGAAGGUCUGAAUAGAGUUUCCCCCAUUCACUUGUAUGGAACAGGGGAUAAGGGGCUGCUGCCAAAGUAAAUCUACUUUUCUUUAUUUCAGAUUUUGUAUACCACUGUUUAUGAGAAAGCCAGGAAAACAAACAACAAAAUAGAGCAACACAGUAUGUAAAGCAAAACAUCAGAAUAAUAAUAAUAAUAAUAAUAAGUUAUUAUUUAUACGCCACCCAUCUGGCUGGGUUUCCCCAGCCACUCUCGGCGGCUUCCAACAAAAGAUUAAAAAUACAUUAAAACAUAAUUCAUUAAAAACUUUCCUAUGUCUUCUAAACGUCAGAUAGUUGUUUAUUUCUUUGACAUCUGAUGGGAGGGCAUUCCAAAAAUAAGAUUUUACUCAAUACUCUUCCAUUCACUCAAUACCUAUACAAAUUCCAAACCUUUUGUUACACUUGUACUUACACAAGUACACAUUCACCCACACUUAAACACACAAAGAAGCACACUUUCCCUCACUCUGAUCAAUUUCUGGUCGCAAGAGUCCUCAGGAUGCAAUACAAAAGGACCAUACUAUAUCACUGGCAGCCUAGCACUAAAAUAAAUGGGCACUAGGCUCUCUUUUACUUGGAGAGAAUGAGGAAAAAGGAGAGAUAGCUGUGGUGAAACAAUUAUGUUGUCUACUUUCCCAGGAAAUAUUCCUAGGCACCAGAGAUUGUAUCAAUAUAUUUUGCUACCCUCAGGGUUAAAAAAUAAUGUUGCUGUUCCCUUCACCAUCUGUAUGAAAGAGUGGGAGAGAUGAGGUAAAGGUGUAAGAUGUAAGUUGCUUUGAAACAUUUUAUAUGUAAGUGACAAAUUGAUGAAAUAAAUACUACCACUACUACUAAAAGGGGACUGCAGCAUGGAGGAAAGUACACAAUCAACACCCACCCACACAUAUUACACUUCGUUGUCCUAGGAGCCUAGAGAUGGGGGAGGAGGGAUCAUGUUCCCCCUUUCAGGAUGAUUGAAAACGGCUGUUUACACAUGCACAGUUGUGUGUGCAUAGACUUCCAUGCAUUCAAGAACCCUAUGUGAUGGCAGUAGCAGGUCACAUGGGAAGCCUAUGUGUACAAAAGUGUAUGCAUAAAGCCCCACCCCCAUUUGUUGAAGUACUACUGAUGACAUGAAUGACUGAUGGGGCAGGACGAGGGGAUGUGGUUCUGCUCCCUUUCGUUGUGUUUAAUGUUACACAUAGAGGGCAUGUUUUCAAAGCCUGCAACUUCAUUGUCUCUGUUCUUUGUACUGAUAGCAAUGCUUUGCAUCUUUUUAAAAGGGAUAUGAACAACUGGAGUACCUUGAGUUAAAUCUGCUUUUUUAAAAGAUGCUACCUGACAUAGCAGGGACGCGGGUGGCACUGUGGGUUAAACCACAUAGCCUAGGGCUUGCCAAUCAGAAGGUUGGCGGUUCGAAUCCCUGCAACGGGGUGAGCUCCCAUUGCUCGGUCCCUGAUCCUGCCAACCUAGCAGUUCAAAAGCACAAAGUGCAGUAGAUAAAUAGGUACCGCUCCAGCAGGAAGGUAAACGGUGUUUCCGUGCGCUGCUCUGGUUUGCCAGAAGCGACUUAGUCAUGCUAGUCACAUGACCCAGAAGCUGUACGCCGGCUCCCUCGGCCAGUAAAGUGAGAUGAGUGCUGCAACCCCAGAGUCUGUCACGACUGGACCUAAUGGUCAGGGGUCCCUUUACCUUUUACCUGACACACCACAAUUGCCAGUUGGAAGGCAAGUGACUUGUGGAGAAGUGGCACCUGUGGCAACUUUAUUGAAGGCUAUUCAGGGAAUGGGGGCAAACUGGCCCACCACCCCUCAAUCCAUCUUAAGCUGGAAAACUAGUUGGUGCUGACCAUGACCAUAGAAACAUAAAGGAUGGUGUAUACGUAUUGCAUUGGAAUGGUUUUUAAGUAUCUUGUUUUCAAGAACUUGCAGCCUGAUUAUAAUUGUGUUUCACUGGAAAGUAGAGUCCACUGAAAUCAGUAGGAAAUAUUUCUGAAUAAAGUCACUUGAGUUUAGGGUAUUAGUCUGACAGCACCCUGCAGACACUCACAAAUCAGGCACCUGAUUCCUGUGCCAGAAUUAAGUCUGUGUAAUUAGUACUUUCCUUUCUUUUCCUGCCUUCCCACUGUGCCAUUCUGUCUCCUUGUGUAUCUUAGGAUACAUUUACACUUCCCAUUUUUAUCUACAUAGGGGUUCUGCUAAUUUACACAGCACAGAUUCAUACUUCCUCUGUGAUGAUAACCAAACUUCUUUUGCUUUAGUUUGAUAGUAGGAACGCGGGUGACACUGUGGUCUUAACCACUGAGUCUCUUGGGCUUGCCAAUCGGAAGGUUGGCAGUUCAAAUCAGCAUGAUGGGGUGAGCUCCCGUUGCUCUGUCCCAGCUUUUUCCAACCUAGCAGUUUGUUUUUGUUUUUUUUAAGUAAUAUUUAUUGAGAAUUUUAAGAUUACAAAGAAACAAAGGAAAAAAGAAGGAAAAAACAAGUAGCAUUUAAACAAUACAAAUCAAUAAUAAUAAAAAAACAAGGUCAAAAAGAAAAAAAACACAUAAUACAUCAAAAUCAAAAAGCAAAAAUAGACAAAAAAUUUAAAAACAAAUCCAAUAUUCCUAAAUCAUUAACUGUCAUUACCUUGUUUCAUCGACCUCCUCACACCUCCCUUUUUUGUAUUCUAGUUGUUAAUUAUCUCAGCAAAUCCUUUCCAUCUUUCAUAAUAUUCUGUCAUUAAAUUACCUUAAUCUAUUUUAACCUUAUCUUACCAUAAAAGGCCCUAAAACUUAAAACUUAAAUCUUAUUUAUGCCAAAUUCUCUUAACCAUGACAUAUUCUUACAUAAUUCUUUUAAACAUUUCUGCUAAAGCCAAAUAAUUUCAUUCCAACAUUUUUCUAAUACUCUUUACUUUUACAAGAUUUUCCUAAAUAAUUUGUUUAAAACUUUCUUCCAAUCUUCAUCCAACGUCUCUUUCUCCUGGUCUCGGGUUUUGUCAGUCCUUUCUAUCCCAUCCAUCUAGUCCAUCAACCUGGUAACCUUAUAUCCGAGGCCCUUUGGUCUCUUCCAUGUCCCAUCCGCAGAUCUUCUUCAUAUUUAUACCUGUUCUUUACUUUGUCUUCUGCUCCUUUCACUCGGGGAGACUCCAGCUUGACAAUGUUUUUGUCCCUUCUUGACAGAUCAGCCCCUUUUCCAAAGUCAGCACUGAACUCCAUGUGGUAUUUAAAAGCAUGUUUCAAAGUCCCUCCAAAGUUAAGGGCCCGCACAACUCUGAACGCCUCCCGGCCCAAAGCCAGACUUGAAAGGUCAAAACAUCCCUGCAUAGGGGGGUCUAUCCAGCCCCCCCAUCUCCAAGCCAAACAGAACUCUGUCUCUCCAAAUCUGGCUUUCUCCAGGUUCAUUCGUCAAGUCCAACAACUCAUGUUCCUGCUGGGCCACAGUUCCCUCCAUCUCUGCCUCACUAGGUCCAGCAACAACCUCCUCCCUCAUCUGAUCUGUCAAAGCACACUCCUGAGUUAAUUCCUGAGUGGGUUCUAAAUAAGUACCCACUGCCUGUCCAAACUUUCCGAUCCCAACAGUCAUCAAAUCCAUCUUCUCAUGUAACUGUUCCAAUAAAGCACUUGUCUUACAAAAGGCCAACACCAGAGCCUCCGAGUACAUUCUUGUUGAAGGUCAGAGUCCGUUCCCACGAUCUUAAUCUAUUGCAGCUGCAAAGCCCCCCCAUUCGAAUUUAAUAACAGUUUCACAAGCUCCCUCUAGGGGAAAAAGCUUCUAUUUGUAUCCAUCUCUCUCUCUCUUUUUUUUUUUUAUAAAAAAAGCAAAUCUAACAACAAAGUUUCCUUUUUCAGAUAUUUUGUCAAUAUUUUGUUCCUUUUAGAUGCGAAGGGGAGCAAUGGAAUCAAUAUGUUUCUCUUCUUUUAACUAUCUGUCAAAAAUGUUUGUCUAUAGUCAAUGAACUUCCCGAAGAUGUCUGUCCUGACACCCCGCUCCCAGGUUCAGGACGGUGGAGAAUUGCUUUUCUUUACUUGUCUUCUGCAAGUUUAAUCAGUCCAGAAAAAGUUCCCCCCUCUUCUCCUGCUUCCAAGGGGGGUCAGUAAUUUUAAAUGAUGAAAAUUGAUCCUUUACAAACGAUUUUCUAAGCUCUAGCUUGCCGUGUCUUUGCUUCAAUCUAUUUACAAAAAGCAGAAGGCAGACUUCCUGUUUAUACCUUUCCGCUUCAGUGCCAAAUUAAAGGAAAGGAAAUUUCUUAUUCCAAUCUUCCGUUCUACUCACGGACAGUUAUUUAAGCUCCAAUUGUCCACAGGAAAAAGUCAGCGCUCUCCGGCAACAGCAAUGCGGCUUCACUCCGUGAAAGAAGCAGUCGAUUCAAGGCACCGUGCCACUCACUCCACGUCUCUCCGGAACCCCGAAAUCGGGUUUCCCCGCAAGUAGGGGGCGCGCAAAGGUACCGGCCGAAUCCCACGUCCACAGGCUUCUCCCGCCUGUGGUUUUUGAUGGGUCUCCGCCUCGCCGUGGCGGUUCAGACCCUGUUUUCCACGGAGCGGAUUCCUCCCGAUCGGAGGAAAUCCGCCAUUGCCAGAGGCGCCAACCCGGAAGUCCCUCCAACCUAGCAGUUUGAAAGCACACUAGUGCAAGUAGAUAAAUAGGUACCGCUGUGGUGGGAAGGUAAAUGGCAUUUCUGUGUGCUCUGGCUUCUGUUACAGUGUUCCAUUGUGCCAGAAGCAGUUUAGUUAUGCUGGCCACAUGACCCAGAAAGCUGUCUGUGGAGAAAUCCCGGCUCUCUCAGCCCGAAGCAAGAUGAACGCUGCAUCCUAUAGUUGCCUUUGACUGGACUUAACCAUCCAGGGGUCCUUUACCUUUACCUACCUUAGUUUGGUAGUAGUUUCACUUAUGCCAAACAAUGCCAUGAAUAUCCUGUACUCCUCUGCAGUGAAUAUUCAACACAGUCCUUAUUUAUUUUAGUCCACUUUAUUGAGAUCCUAAUACUUGUAUAUUCUACAGAAUAUAUGAUGCUGAUUCAUGAGACAGAAGGAGAAAGCACUGUGACCAGCUACUGAUUUCUGGGAAGGCAGUUUUAAAAAAUGCUGAAAUUGUUGAUGCUGUCGUACAAAGUUUGUAACUAGUGUGCAAGCCGUUGUACAAGCCGUUUAAUCAGUAAGUACAUACUAACUGACACAAAAUUAGCAUUGGAGAUUUGUUUGUAUGUUGUCAUUGUAGUUCCUGCUAUAAAUCCACUGUGAACUCUGUAUUCAAUUUUUUAUUUUAGUUUUUCGUGUAAAUAGCAGUAAUGGGCCUUCCCUCAUCUUCCAAUUUAUUCAAAAGUAUUCAAAAACACCUAGAAUUUGUAGGUUUCUCACUGCCCCCCCCCCAUAUUUCAUUGUCAUUUAUAGUGACACCUUUAGUCUGAGAACACAAAUUCUUUAUGAAUGUUUGCCAAACAGCAGCAAAACCAUCUCUGAAUUUGAGGGGUGGGGUGGGUGGUUUCAUGUUUGGGUUUGAUUUCUAUUGCUUGUUUAUUAGAAAUCCACUUUCCUGUUAUUCUUAUUGUUACUGUUAUUACUAUUUAUUAAAUUUGUAUUCCACCCUCCAACUGAAGAUCACAGAGUGGUUCACAACAUAAAUAUACAAAAUGAGAGUGCAAAUAUAUAAUAAAAACAAGAAUGAGAACAAAAAACCCCUCCUACAUACACAUUUAAAAGGAUAUAGAAUGUUAAUCAGCCAAAGCCCUGAUUAAAUAGGAGCAUUUUUGUCUGGCACCUAAAGAUAUAUCAUGAAGGUGCCAGGUGAGCCUCCCUGGGGAAAGCAUUCCACAAAUGGGGAGCCAUUCUGCACAUUGGUUUGUACUUUGUGGUACAGUCUUUCUUGCAAUUGACAAUUUCUCUCUCUGUUUACCUGGGGGCUGGUUCACACAUAUACAGUGGUAUCUCGAGUUUCAAACUCCUCAGGUUACAAACGCUUCAAGUUACAAACUCCGCUAACCUGGAAGAGUUACUUUGAGUUGAGAACCUUGCCCCAGGAUGAGAACGGAAAUCGUGUGCUGGUGGUGCAGCGGCAGCAAGAGGCCCCAUUAGCGAAAGCACGCUAAUUAAGAACAGUUUCAGAUUAAGAACAGAUCUCCGGAACGAAUUAAGUUGGUAACUAGAGGUACCACUUUACUCAUGAAUGUCUCUGCCCCAUUUAUUCAAUUUCUUAAUCAAAAAAGAAUGAGAAGGACCAUAAAAAUUUCAUCUCAGUUGUUAAUUCUAGUUAAUUCUGGCUGAAACCAAGCAAAUACAGUAUAUAUACUGAUUUUCUGGUGUUUUUCUGUAGACUCAACACAGUAACAAUGUAAAGAAGACUGAACCAGUGAAACUGACUGUCCAGAAAGUUACAGGCCUCUGAGCUGAUGAUAAAGUACAACUAUUGUUUGGUGUAGAAGUAUUGCUCUUAAUCUUUUGUUAUGAUUACGAUAUUAGGAGUAAGCUGUGGGAUUGUGUAUUUCAUCCCUCUAUGGCACUUACUCAUUUCACCCUUCCUCUCAUAGCUUUAACCAUGGUCAAGGAUUUAUGCCUAUAUUGAUCUUGGGCAUGGUCAGUGCUAACCCAUGCACCCAUUGUAGUCAUGGUUUGGAAAGCCUAUUCAAGAGAGAACAUGGUUAGAGGAUGCAUGGCUAAUGCUGGUGCAGACAUAGGCUGUCUGAGGAAUGGCGAGAGCAAUUUGUAUGCAUGAAAAGAGGGUGUGCAUGAUACAAUAGCCUGCUCUCAAAAUGUUGACAGUCAGGAACAUUACAACUGUGUCCCCUGAAAGAGUUUUUGGUGUGUUUUCUAAGAGAAACAAUAAUGCGAUGAUAUUCAUGAUGUUGAGAUAGAAUAAAUUGGGAAAGAGUAUCAAUUCAGCUGCAGACAGCAGAAGUAUCACUGAGAAUAGUACUGCCUUCUGUUGUUUCAAAGGGAAAUGUAUUCUAGUGUGGUUUUCCUUUCACAAGAGGAGCUCAGGUUACUUAUGUGACACCGACCGCUAAAAAUAACAAUAGGUUUAUUUGUGAAGCAGUAGUGUUUGUUCGACUUAACAUAGUCAAUUUUUUAACAACUGGUUUGAUCAGAUAUGAUGCAACGCUAGUUAAACUAAAGCCAGAAAGUUCCUCCCUCCCCAGUGUAUGAAAGAGUUUGUCUCUUACAGCAUUGAACUUCCAGCUGGUGGGUGGAAGGUCCCAAGUGGAUGUGACCCAGGAGUGGUCACCUUUUUGUGUUUAAGAUCUGUUUAAAGAGUAGGUGAAAGAAAAGGGAGAAAGAGAUAGUAGAACAGAAACAACAGGUAACCUGCCCCCAGCCCCAAAGUAAGUCUUGUAUGUGUGUCCUAUAUCUAAAAAGGUUGACUAUUGCUUCCUGAUAUGAUAUUACACUUUCUAUGGUUUUUAUUUUUUAGGCAUAUUCUAUUCAUUAUUUAUGUAUUUGUUUUAUUAGUUGCCUAAUGUAAAAAUAAUUUCUAGGUGACUUACAAAGAGAAUAAAAAUAAAGAGUUCUAAACCUAGCAACCAUUAGUACAGUAAUAAAACAAUCUCAAGAACCAAAUGAACAGAAUAUGGUCCAUGAUAACCCAUCACAAUCUACCAGAUGCCUAACAAAUGUUCCUUAAUUAACCUGUGCUAUGAUUAUAAGCAGAAAUGUCUGAUUUUCUAGACAGUGCAUUAAUUCAGAGAAUGAAUGACUAAUUGGAUGAUUUUACUGAUGGAUGUCUGGAAUGUGAUAAAAGCCAAGCUUGAUAUGAAGGGGGCUUGUGCUUGAUGGAUGGUGCUCUAAAAAUGCAAAAGGACAUUCCUAAUGUAAGUUAAAUAUAACAAAUGGGCUGUGUGUACAUAUUUGUCCUGCCUUAUUGUAAAGAACAUCAACUCCAGAGGUAUGGUUCCAUAAAUACUUGUCCCUUCUGGAUUUUGUGUUGUCUGUGCUGUCUGGUUGUGACCUCAAUUAGUAUGCUUCCUAAGUGGGGCCUAUUUGGAGAUGACAUUUUUCUGCACUGAGAUAAUUUCAGUGUCAGAAGACAUUAUGUGUAAAGUGGCCUUAUUUUUGAAGUUUCUGUAGCUGAACAUAUAAAGCUGCCUUUACAUGCUCUACCCAACCCAGUAUGGGGUUGUAUCCAAUGCCAGUCCUACUCUGAGUAGAGGCUUGAAAAUCAAUGGCCAUUACUAACUCCAUUAAUUUUGAUGGGUCUACUGUGAGUAAAACUUAGAUACAACCCAUGGACUAUUUAUGUUUGCUGGCAGUGGCUUUCCAAGGUCUUAGACAAUAUCUUUUACAUCCUUACAAUUUGAGAUUCCUUAACUGGAUAUCCCGGGGGUGGAACCAGGGAUCUUGUGCAAACAAUUCAUCUCUAGCAUUGAACUAUGGUCUCUCCUCAAAGCUAAAGUGCCUCUGGAGCACAAUUUCUGUUCUCAUCCUGAAGCAAAGUUCUUAACCCGAGGUACUAUUUCUGUGUUAGCGGAGUCUGUAACCUGAAGCAUCUGUAAUCUGAAGCAUCUGUAACCCGAGGUACCACUGUAGUUAUAAUAAUACAGCAAGCAGUAAAUGAAUUUUAAAUGAAUAAUUAUAGCAAAAGGCACUUGUGACAUUACUUUAAUACAGCCUUGCAAGUAAGUCCACAAAGGUUACUAGCUUGUCUGCCCAGACACACACCUUUUGAGAUGGUUUGGAAGGGGGAAAAGAGUGAACUAUUUUCCAGCAUACUAAAACUUUCCUGUCUUACUGGAGGCAAUUCUUGCCCACUAUAGACAAGGCAUGUGGCUAUUUACAGGCCUGCUUUAAGACUCAAUUUUGUGCAGGCUUUGGAGUGAAACUUUUAAUGAGUAAUUACCAGAGAUCUGCUACAAAGACACUUGUGUAAUGUGUGCUGUACUUACUGUGAUGAAGCAUUUUAAGACUUUAUAGUUUAAAAUUGGUUUUGAGCAGUAGUCCUGUAAUAAAUGCUUCAAUGCUGCUUUUUGGUUAUAUGACUAAUUGUAUCCCACCUUUCACACUAUAAAUCAAGAAUGUCUCAGGUUUGUUUUGCUUUGUUUGUUUGUUUGUUUAUAGCGCUUAUACAUUACUCAAUAGCCAAUAGAGCUCUCAAAAAGUUAAUUGCUAGUAUUUAAUUAUAUCUUUCUCUUUUGUUGUAGUUUGGGGUUGGCCAAAGGUUGCAGUGGAUACAUGUGAAUAUCAUCAUGGAAGAGAGAGAGAAUUUUUCACCUCUGAAUUCACUGACUGAAUAUUACCCAAUUAAGGAAGCAGACAAAAUAGAUCAAAGUGGCAAUACUCAAAUAAAUGAAGGAAACCAAGGAACAAUGCAGCUGAAAAAGGAAAUCUCUCUUCUUAAUGGGAUUAGCCUAAUAGUAGGAAACAUGAUUGGUUCAGGUAUCUUUGUUUCCCCCAAAGGAGUACUCAACUACAGUACAUCUUAUGGAUUGUCACUAGUAAUUUGGGCAAUUGGUGGGAUUUUUUCAGUAUUUGGAGCUCUAUGUUAUGCUGAACUUGGAACCACUAUCACUAAAUCAGGAGCUAGUUAUGCAUAUAUACUGGAGGCCUUUGGAAGCUUCAUUGCCUUUAUACGUCUGUGGACUUCACUAUUGAUCAUUGAGCCAACCAGCCAGGCAAUUAUUGCAAUAACAUUUGCCAACUAUAUCGUGCAGCCUGUCUUCCCUUCCUGUCAACCUCCUUACAUCGCUUGCCGAAUUAUUGCAGCGGCUUGUAUAUGUAAGUAUUUUAUUAACAAAAGUGCUGCCUUGAUGUAGGCUUGGGAAAGAAAGGAGUCCAUCUAGGCAUCAGUUGCAAUGAUUCAACAGUCAAAUAUGCUUCCAAAACAGUUAAAUUAGUUAUGGCAAGAUUAAUGACAGAAGGAGCAGGGUUGAAUUUGUACAGCAGGGCUGUACUUGUUUGAAGACCACUUGAAUGCUUGAGAUAUCCUUAGUCUUGAGUAGCCAGAAAUAGGAGCAAGAAAGUCUUGAGCUGUAGGCAGAAAAUCUUCUAGCAUUCCUAGGAUUAGGAAUUUCUUAGAGGAACCAACAAGGGCCAGUAUAUUAUUUCCAACUUUGGCCAGCUCUUUGUGUUUCUGGGAAUUAGGACAUGAAUUGGGACAUGAAGAAGACAGUGAUUCCCUGUUUAUCACCAACAUCUGCUAUGUGGAGAAUUUUUUAAAAUUAUUUUUAAUUUUUAAUUUUUUUUGGAAUAGGAAUCUUCCAUUUAGUUUUUUAAUGGUUAGGAGGAAUAGUUUUUUUUUAAAAAUCUAGGUUCAGAUCUUGAAAUCCAUAUUUCCCCUGAACAACCAUGCAUACUAACUGGUUGCUAUAACAGUGAGAACAUUAUUUAGUUUGCAACUAAAUAUAGCCUUUUACAACCUAGGAGCAUAAGCCAGAACCUUUGGCCAUGCAGCCCACAUGUCUCUUGCACUGCAAAAUUUUGUCUGCUUAAGAUAUAACAGGCAGAUUUUUGUUUGGCUCUCUCUGUACGUAUGCAAGGAGAUUAGGCAAGAUUACUUACUUGAAGGCUAAGACUGCAAACCUGGCACACUUACUGAAAGUAACUUACUGAAAGUACUAUGCACAUUCACUGAAUAUGUAUAUGAGGAGACUAAGGAACUUUCCAGAAGCAUUGGAUAAUUGUUAGCAGGAAAAAUAGUAGGCAAAACAGGUAGAUAUCCAUGCACUUUGACAAGGGUUGUAAAUAUUCAAAAUUUGCAACAUCUUUUAGAAUGCAGGUGAGAGGCAAUAAAGUAGAAGUGCAAAAUUAUUCAUAUGAGCUUAGUGGACAAUUGUAGUAAGAUACAGAAAAACAUCUUUUACAUUCUGAUGUUUGUAAUGAUUUGCUAGUUCUUGGGCCUUAUAGAAAGCUCACAGUAAUAAACAGGAUACAUUACUUAUUGUCAAGGUCGCCAGCCUUUUUGGACCAGGAGGCACAACAUGGUUGUUAUGGGGGGCAUAGCAUAAUGCAACAUGGCACCACAACACAAGAUUAGAGAAAAUACUAUCAUGGUGAUUGUAUUUCCAUUUGAGAAAGAAAUUAACCUGUUGAAUUUCUGCCCGGAAAAUAAGACAGAAGCAGGAAAAGUGCACUGAAGAGGAGGGGGAAACAGCAGCUCUUUAAGACCCUAAGGAUUCCUAUUACCUGGUGUCCAAACAACUCACUCAUUGGCCAUAGAACUGUCUUCACUCAUUGGCUAUAAAUUCCACAUUUCACAGAAAUCACUUAGAAGGGUAUCUGUACAUUUUGGUCCAUCCCUUUGUUUGUAGGAGGACUUUAGACUUUGUAAAGUCUUUUUUUCAGAGUCUGGGGUCCCUGCCUGGGUUUGCCAGUGAAGGCCUUUGUUGGCACCAUGGUCCUUGUAGCCGCUUGGUUGGUGACCCCUGGCUUAUUGUGUUUGUUACUAUACUUGAGAUCAUCUCAUUAUUUUCUCUUACGAAGAGAAUAAGCUUUUAACUCUGUGCUGAUCUGGAUUCAUUUCUAUAGGCUGUAAAACCUUAUUUAGGCUUUAAUCCAAAUGCACGAGGACACAAACUGUGUAGGGGAUGCAUGCACCAUCCAGAUGUGUACUGCCCACUGCACUCCACUCCCGACUUUCACGUUGAAUGUAUGACAGUUUGAGGAUGCACAUUUGGCUGAAUACACUUAGAAUCACCCUUCAUAUCUUUCUGUUGAAUGCACAAUGGUUGGGAGUAGAGGGUGUGGCACCACACUCCCUGCACAGUUUGUCCUCUCCUCCUUUGGCUGAAUGCUUCACUGGGACUUCAGUGAACUUAGCAUGUUUGUCUGGUUGUUUAAGAUCUGAAGCUGAUAACCAUAUAACAAAAUCAGAAACUAUGGUUAAAGCAAUACUUCAGCAUUUUGUUUGAGUAGAGUUGUGAAGGGUGUGCACAGACAAAAGGCUUACACAUAUCUUGACUUGUUAAGACAAGCUACAAUCAUCCAAAUAUGGCUAUUAUUGUUCCUUUAUUUUCUUGCUCCCCAUUUGUGACUUGAUUAGAUUAACUAAAUUCAAAAGUUGUGAAUUUCCGCAUUUUAUUUGUUAUUACCCUUACUGUCAUGAUGUAUUUUCUGUUUCUUCAUUUGGAGUGCUUUGAAUUGGGGCAGCAUUAAAAGCUACUUUUUAAGUGGCUGAAAUUCAGUGAAACUGGUUUGUCUUUUUUGAGCUUUCUGGGGAACUACACAGUCUGUCAACCUUUUCCUGGCAGUUAGGAUUUGAGUGGUUUUACCACCUUGGCUAGAAUUAGUGUGGGGCUGAGAAGCACAGAUUGGAAUGAUAUAUUAUUAUUAUUUGUAAAUGAACCCAGGAUAGGAAAACAUGCGCAUAACUCUGGUUGGUGUGGUGGUUUUUUACUCACAAGAAGUCAAGAAAACAUUCUUUCCCCAAGUCAGUGGAAACAGUGAUGUGUUAGAAUAUUGACACGAUUAAAAUAGUUUUUAUUUCAGGAUACACUCUUUGCCUUGAUCUGUGAUCUCAGGGGCUAGGAAGGAAAAUGCAGUUGUGGAUACUAAGUUGCGUAAAAACCAAUAAAUAAAUACUCUUCUGCUAUACUGAGACAGAGAGAUUUCAUCAUACUGUUGUUUACUGAGUAGUUUCAUAAGUACUUUGUGUUGUCAUAAGAUACUCCCUGUGUAUCUAGGUUGGCUUGUCAAAUAGAAAGAACUUGAGUUGUAGGGCAUGGUAAUAAGUUGAGUAGCCUUUCGAAAUGUUACUAGAAGUAUCCUUUUCAAUUUCAGCUUCUCAUAAUCUAGAAGUAAACCUGCCUCUCUUUAGUCAAUCUCUUCCCAUUUCAUUGAGCAGUUCAGGACUUGCUGAAAAAAGAUGAGAAAUUCAGCCAUUUUUUCCUGCAGUUUGUUUAUAAGCAAUUUUUACAUUUUUGUGAUGGCUGAAAAUGUUUUUAUUGCUUUCUAUUUUUCUGAAAUAAUCAAGAAUAUGAGAAUUAAGGCAUUUCAAAUGGUUAAAGGGAAAGGAGCAUUUAAUUUUGCAUUGCCUUUUGCAUUGCUUUUUGCUUCUUCAUUUCUUAGUAAAUGUUUUUUUAAUGCCAUCAAAAUGGUUCGCUUAAGAUGUUUCCCUGGACCAUGGAACUACCCUUAAUUUUUUCUAGCCCUUUAGGUCUAGUGGCUUGGGUAUUUUUAACCACUAUACUGACAGACUGUGUUGUCAAAGAGUUUUUAAGUGGUGAUUCCUAUUUUCGAUAAGAAUGUUGUCAUUUAAAAUGUGUAUUUGUUUGCAACCUUCCUUCAUUCCAAAGGUACAAGAUUACUCCUAAGAUGAUAAUUAGACUGCAAAUUGGGCCAAGAAGUAUUUUCAUGCCUUCUAAACCCUCUCCUUAGAUGUGCAUAUGUCCUGAAAUCCUUUCUGCUUUGCAGUUUGUUGGAAGUUAACCAACUGUUAAAUAACAGACAAGUUUUAGUAAUAAAACUGUGUCUUUAUAAAUACAGUUUUUCCUUAUCCUGAUUUCCUAAGCUUAUUUGCUCAAAUAUGUAAUUGUGACAUGUUAGCUCUAGCAUGGAGAAGAAUUUCAAACCAAUGACUGAUUUUUAAAAGACAAAAACAAAGCACUUUCUAAUGCCUCCUUGCUUCCCUUUUUGUCUCCUAGGUCUUCUAACGUUUAUAAAUUGUGCCUAUGUUAAAUGGGGAACAAGGGUGCAGGAUGCAUUCACCUAUGCCAAAGUCAUUGCCCUUAUUGUCAUCAUCAUAACAGGAAUUGUUAAACUAAGCCAGGGUAAGAUUAAUAGCUUAAUGUGUUUGUUCUGAUCAGAAGAAAAAUGUUAAGGAGCACUUACUGGGUUAUUGAUAAAAUUCACAGCAGUUUCAGAUCCCUUCAAAAAAUAGGAAGCUUCAGGUAUGGUAUGUUACCAACUUUCUAAUUGAACCAACUUCUGCUUAUAAAACUAGAACUUGCAUCUGUACUCUUAGGUAGGAAUGAAGGCAAAAUUGAAAAUAAAAACCCACAGUAAGAUAGUGACUUAACAUAAAUCUGGGAACUACUUGUGGUUUUACUCUGAAAUUUAAAAUCAUAUGUAAAAUAUACAGGUGUGGAAGCAUGGAGGAGCAGCUUCUUAAUGCUUUCACAGACACACCAGAUGCUCCCCUCCUCCCAAUAAAAAAUAUCUGCAUCCUUCUGCAGCUUCAUUUUUGUUGUGUUAUGUAUGCCCUUAAGUUGAUAACUACACAUGACAAAGUGUUGCAUAUAGCUGGGCCUUUAUUUUACUUAGUCAUGGAAAUAUUAAUCUAGUUUUAUUCAUUGAUUUUAUUGAAGUUCAUUUAUAUCCCACCUUCUGUACCUCAGUGGCAGAGCACCUGCUUUUCAUGUAGAACAGGGUUGGCCAACUCCCAAGAGACUGCGAUCUACUCACAGAGUUAAAGACUGGCAGUGAUCUACCCCCUUUUUGGGGUUCAGGUCUAACUUGUUGAGCUUAUUUUAGGGAGGAGGGAAGGCCCGUUUUUGGGGGGGUGAAGGACCAAAAUGUUGAGCUUUUUUUAGAGGAGCCAAAGUUGUUCAGCUUCUUUAGGGGGAGCCACUGAUCUACCAGUGAUCUACCGGUAGAUCACGAUCUACCUGUUGGACGUGCCUAAUGUAGAAGAUCUCAUGUGCAAUUCUCAGUAUCUCUAGAUAGGACUGGCAAACAUGUCAGCCUGUCAGUCAGUCAGUGUAAGCAAAACUGAGAUGGACUGAUGCAAUAGUCUGCUUUGGUAUAAAGCAGUUUCCUAUGUUCCAUCACAGAACUCAAGGUGGUGCACAUCAGCUUCCCAGGUGGCUUACCAUCCAGGCACUGACCAGACCCAAAUUUAUUGGCUUUAACAGAUGGCUGCAUUAAGUUUCCUUAGACCAUGUCCCCUAAGGCAUUUUAGGCACUUCAGGCCAUUUGUUUUCACCCUUAACAAUACUCUAUGUACAUUUCAAAGUGUCUGCAGGUUUCUCUAAAAACUAAAAUUUUCAGUGUAUUUUUUGAAAAAUUGUUUUUAGCCUUCACUGUUGUAGAAGAAUAGCCUCUUUGACACAUUCAGAGUAACUGGAACCUGUUUUCUAGUGAAGUGAGUGUUUUAAGACACAGAAGUGGUGCCUGUUGGGACUGGUAAUGCAGAAGGCAGCAGGACUAGCAAUAGGCGGAGCCAAAGCCAGUGACAGGUGGAGCCAACUAAUUCUACUUUUGUUCCCAUCCUCCUACCUGCUGAGUUCCACAAAGGCAACACUUGAAACUAAGGCAGAGGAAGUUGGCAGGCAGUGCCACCCCCUGGACUGGUUGUAAGAAGAAGAAUAAAAACAGGCAGGUGGAGGCUGGCUGAUGGCAGACUGAGGUUGCAGAGGGUAGUACCCCAUUUGUCCUAAUGGACCAGCCUCUCCUGGGGCACAGCAGUAGUGUCUUUACCAGGCCUUUGUAGAUAUUUCUCACAUUGAGAUAUUGCUGUUUUAGAAGUAGAAGUUGAAUGCACUCUUGGGGAUAUGGAAUUGGUUGUGCAGUUUAGUGGAUGCUAACUGGUCCAUAGAAUGGACAGUUUUGUUUCAUGUUAUAGGAGAGUACAAAAGGAUGGUGUUAGAGGGCUGACACCAUGCUAUGGCUGCUUAUUAUCCCAAAGCACACGAACUAGAUUCAGGUUUUUCCUUAAGGGAUUAUAUAUUACAAGAAUGCCACUGCUGAGAAAAAAAGGAUACCUUCUUGUUAUGGGGUAUGGGGAGUUGCUGGGUUGCAGUUUUAGUGACUGGCUAUGUUGAAUAUGAAGGGUGGCGCUGUGGGUUAAACCACAGAGCCUAGGGCUUGCCGAUCAGAAGGUCGGCGGUUUGAAUCCCCACGACGGAGUGUGCUCCCAUUGCUCUGUUCCUGCUCCUGCCAACCUAGCAGUUCGAAAGCACGAAGUGCAAGUAGAUAAAUAGGUACUGCUCCAGUGGGAAGGUAAACGGUGUUUCCGUGUGCUGCUUUGGUUCCCCAGAAGCGGCUUAGUCAUGCUGGCCAAAUGACCCGGAAGCUGUACACCAGCUUCCUCAGCCAGUAAAGUGAGAUGAGCGCCGCAACCCCAGAGUCAUCCAUAACUGGACCUAACGGUCAGGGGUACCUUUACCUUUUAUGUUGAAUAUGCCUUGCUACUGCCUUACCAAAAUGUAAGUGCCUUGGUUAGUUGAAUCUAACCAAGUGGUCUACAUGAUCUAAUGAGUACCUCAGGUUUAUGUAUGCGUAAUUAAUUUAAAACAGACAUCAAUCAUCACCACCACCAUUAUUAUUAUUAUUAUUAUUAUUAUUAUUAUGGUGGUGGUGGCUGAUGGUGUGUGUGGGCUUAAACCCCUUAAUUUCCAACUCCAAAUUGGCUCUGUCUCCUCACCCAAAUAACAGUUGCUAUCCAAAGAAAGUUGUUAAUGUGUACUGUAGACAUUGUACAUGCAGCUCAGACUCCCUUUGUGUUUUUUUGCAGGCAGGGGUUGCAAAGCAGUUCCUUUGUUCAAUGAGGUUAAACACUUUCUAAAUAGAAGAGUUUGGUCAGUGUCUUAUAAGUGUGUCUUUUCUGUGUUGUUUUUGUUUUUAUUAAAGUAAGUUUUUAGAUGAAAGAAAACUGGGCUCCCCUGCCCUUCCAAUGGCAAUUGGCUGUCAGGGUGCGACUGAAUAGAAUGGAAAUAGUGGUGGAUAGGUGUUAAUUCCCCCCCCCCCAUUCCAUGAUUCUGAUGAAGUCUCUCUCACAGAGAGAGAGAGAGAGAGAGAGAGAGAGAGAGAGACAGAGAAAGAGUGCUGUUAACACAGGGAGAGGGAAUUAUUAAACCUCCCACUGUAGUCUCUGCCCUAUCCAGGCUUCUCAAGCAGCAGCUAUUUACAUUAGAAAAAUGUUUGCACAUUAAUUUAUUUAACAAAGUUUAUAUAUCACUUGAUUGUAAUAGAACCUCAAAGCAGUUUAUAGGACAAGAAUUGCUUUGAUACAGCUAACAUCAUGUUGAGUUUGGCCCUGAGCUACCCUAUGCACCUUUAAGUGUAAUACUUCUGUUACAUUAACACCAGGUUGAUCCCAGAGCCAGUCAUAUUACGGGCAUUUACAAACAGCCUAUAUGACCUUUAUGUGCAGAUUGCUGACAAGGGUGCACCUAAAAGCAAAGAUCACAUAGCACUUUCCUCCUCAGCCAUGUUUUUCCUAUUGCCUAUUGUUCAACUUUACACAACUGAGCUUGCUGAAAUAUUUUUCCCAUGAGCUAUGGCAUGCUAGCUAUUGUAGGUUUAUCAGGGUUUUCACCUUUAUUAUUGAUUUUUUAGAACAAGCUUUGUUUCCUGUUUAUUUUGGAAGCAUUCUUAUUAUGCUGACUUGAGAAAAUAGGAAGUCUGCAUUUCUACUAUGCCAAACUACAUCUGUAUUUUAGAAGGACUAUAUGCCAUGUUCUUUCCUUAUCCGUUGGGCCUGUGCAGAAUAAUACAUUAAUGUUACACAAUGUGCUCUUCUGGUGGUAUGAUUUUUGCUUUUAAUAUAACCCUUUAUCCAUCACUGUUCUAACUUGGCUGCUAUUCCAUCUUCCCAAUGCUUUAUAAGGAGAUAAAGUGGUGAAUAUGGUGAGAAUAAACAGAUAUGCUGUGAUAUUCUUAAAUAUUGAACAGAUGUCUAAAUGAGACACUGCAAUGUUUUUAAAAGCUGCUUUUGCAGUGUUUGCCAAAUUAAACCAAUUAAGUUUAAAAGCUGCUUUUGUGAAAUUGCUUUUAUCCAGCUUAAAAACACACUUGGAAAGCAUGCCAAAUUGGACAAUAUUAAUUAGCUUUUGUAAAUGGAAAGCUGCUGUAGUCUAGUAAUAGACCUUCUUUAAGUACCUCUAUUAAUCAUCUGUGGGACCCGGGUGGCGCUGUGGGUAAAAGCCUCAGCGCCUAGGACUUGCCGAUCGAAAGGUCGGCGGUUCGAAUCCCCGCGGUGGGGUGCGCUCCCAUCGCUCGGUCCCAGCGCCUGCCAACCUAGCAGUUCGAAAGCACCCCUGGGUGCAAGUAGAUAAAUAGGGACCGCUUACUAGCGGGAAGGUAAACGGCGUUCCGUGUGCUGCGCUGGCUCGCCAGAUGCAGCUUGUCACACUGGCCACGUGACCCGGAAGUGUCUGCGGACAGCGCUGGCUCCCGGCCUCUAGAGUGAGAUGAGCGCACAACCCUAGAGUCUGUCAAGACUGGCCCGUAUGGGCAGGGGUACCUUUACCUUUACCUUUAUUAAUCAUCUGUAUUUUUGUAAUUUUGGUUGUCUUAAAACUUUUGAGUGAUAUGGGCUAAAAUAUUUCAGUGAUGUGGGUUAACAGUUGUUAGGUCAAGACUUACGGAUAGCCAUCAGACUGUGGCACUGCUCUCAUUCAAAUGUCAACGUCAAUGUCAAUUAACCAUGGUUAAUAUUUUUCUGUGAACCUGUAGUUGGUUCGCACUUCAUUUCUUCCCAAGCAAAGUGGGAGCAACAUGCUGAGCCUUUGCUUAGUGUUAUACCUGAACUGGGAUCAUAGUUUGUUUCCUGACCAAACCAAAUAUUAGUAGUACAGAUAAUAUUUGAACCUGAGAACCAAUCUGUGAUGGAGAAACACAUUUUGGAUGCAUUUUUAUACAUAAAAUAUCUAGACUCUAGAUACCUUGUAUAUAAAAGAUCUUUGGCAAGAGGUGAAGUUGUAAUGCCAAGGCUGCCUGCAGUCAGUUUAAUUAACUGUGGUUUGAACUGCUGUGAGCCAAGUCUGUCUCUGAUAAUGCAUGUAAAUUGGGUAUGUAUUGAACAAGAGUUCCUCAGAAAUAAAGCAAUGUGUGUGUUUUGUGUUUUUUUUUAUAAAAUUUUAAAUUUCAUGCUUCUUUUUUAAAAAAAUUAUUUAAUCAUUUUUUCAAUACAAACAACAACCACAAAAAACACAUACAACAAAAAACACAAUAACAGUAAUAACACAAUUUAACAAUUCAGAUUUGAGUACUGAUAUACCUAUAACUACACCUUUUUAACAAUAAAGCAAUGUUUCUACUAACUGAAAUGCCCUUAUUUGCUCUAAAGGCAAGCAACAGGGAGAUGAUAUGCAGCCUGGUAUAUCCAUGCAGUAGAAUGAGGUGUUUGAUUGUCACUGUAGGCUAGGAAUACAAUUCCUUGAGUGUUCCUUCACGUAAAUAAAAAAAAAUAAAUUCUUUUCAAUUAAAUUAAUAACUUGUCAGGAGACAGUCUAGCCCAGACCGCAAAUUGCUAUGCUAGUUUUCUGCCUGCUAGUAGCCCCCCCCCCAUUUAUUUAAAUGCAAGGCAGCAUUUUAAAAUUUUAUUCUCUCCCGUCUAGUUAUGCCACGUGUGUGAGAGAGGGUGGUAGAUCUCACUUUGCUGUCUUCAGAGAGUUUGAGACUUUCUCAUUCUUCUUGCCUUUAUUUUCCACUAAAGUGUAUUAACAGUGCCAUCUGGUAUGGUUUCCAACACUGUUCUUAUUCCUCUACUUUUCCUUUACACACAGGAUACUCGGACCACUUUCAGGACUCUUUUGAGGGAUCAUCUUGGAAUCUUGGGGGUAUUUCUCUUGCACUUUACUCUGCCUUGUUCUCAUACUCAGGUUGGGACACCCUCAAUUUUGUAACUGAAGAAAUAAAACAUCCAGAAAGGUAAAUGUUUCUUAAAGCUAUUUCACCUUUUUCAGUUUGUUUAAAGUAUCUCCUAAGAGUCAAUGUAAUUAAAAAUUCAUCUUGAAGUGUGAGAAAACUUUAUCUCUAGCUGAAGAAAUAUUUUACAUGGACACAAACAAUUCUGAACCUUGACACUACAAAGAGUAACUAACAGAAUUUUGAAGCCUGAGAGACAUUAAGAAAAGCUUGACUGGCUGUAUCAAACUGCACAUUGUUUCCAAUUUGCAGGAUUGACAAAGCUGGACAUAGUCGUGGCUGGCCCACCCAUGAGACUAGGUGAGGUGACCACCUCAGGUGGCAGGAUCCAUAGGGGCAGCAGUCCUGGUGCCACCUCUACAGCAGCCUCUUGGAAAACAGGAGGCCCUGCUGGUCUCUUCCUAUCCCUGGGGGGGGGGGGGAAUUGUGAGGGUUGCCCUCUGGGGUCUCCUGGGUUUCACACCUGCCCAGAAUGAUUUAGAGCAGGCCCCUUCCCUUCACCCCACAAUGGCCCUUGAUCUCCACUUCAACCAUUGAUUAAGGUGGAUUUGAUUCCCUUCUGCCUUGUAUUAGGCCUAGUUCUCAUCGAUGCAACACUUUGGACUUUUAAAUGGGGGCUCAUAUAACUGAAUGACAGCUCCAUGCAAAAAGAAGAAUCUUUGUGCACUGAAAAGAUGGUGCCAGGGAAGAGUGUUGUAGCCUUGCCUUUUUCUAUUUAUAGCACUGUUUUCAGCAUGGAGGAACAGUCACGUAAACUUCUCCCUGCAGUGUGAAGUGGUACAGCCCAAACACCUCUGUGAGAAGUAGGCCACAAAAGUAAUGAAAAUAAGGCAUUUUCUUUAGCUUGUUUUUAAUAGAACUCCUAGUUCUCAUAUGAAGCUUUUAUCAGUCCAAACAUGAUUGUAAAUACCUGAUAUCCCCGUAAGGUAAAUAAAGGUAAAGGAUCACUGGACAGUUAAGUCCAGUCAAAGGCAGCUAUGGGGUGUGACGCUCAUCUCGCUUCAGGCCAAUGGAGCUGGUGUUUGUCCACAGGCAGCUUUCUGGGUCAAGUGGACAGCAUGAUUAAACCACUUCUGGUGCAACGGAUCACCAUGAUGGAAGUCAGAGUGCAUGGCUGCAGUACCUAUUUAUUUACUUGCAUUGGUAAGCUUUCGAACUGCUAGGCUGGCAGAAGCUGGGGCAGAACGGGAGCUCACCUUGUUGUGCAGAUUCAAACUGCUGACCUUCCAAUCAGCAAACCCAAAAGACUUAGUGGUUUAGACCACAGCACCACCCGCAUCCCUUGUGAUAGCCCAGUAGGUAUUAGUCAGGAUGAAAAGAGUAACAGCUACUUCUAAGUUGUGUGUUUUUGUUUUAUUUUGUUUCAUUUAACCAGGAACCUGCCUCUAGCUAUUGCUGUUUCUAUGCCAAUUGUGACAAUUAUCUACAUAUUGACCAAUAUAGCAUAUUAUACAGUGCUGGAUAUUAAUGCUGUGCUUUCUAGUGAUGCAGUGGCAGUGGUAAGUCUGAUAUUGCUAUUGUUAUGUGUGUUUAUGCACUUAUCUUUGAGUAAGUUGCAUCUUGAGCUGUGCAGCCUUUUUAUGAUUUAGAUGACCUAGUUUCUAUAUGAUCUAGAACUUCUGGGCACUGUUUAUGGCUAGACUACCUUUUGAUUUCUCCAAACUUGUGUGUAUACAUCCAAGUGAAUUGGCGACCGUCAUCCAGAAUGAAACAAACAACCUUGAAGGAUGCAGUUUGGAGGCUUAUAUAUAUGUGAAAAUGAACCUUCCCCAAGAAUUGUUUUCAGUUGGUUGACUGAAAUAUAAUUUGUGCAAAAAUAGUAAUGCUAAAUUUAUCAGAUUGGAUUCAGAUUAAGCAACUUUUUCCCAAUUUCAAUAGUAACUAAAAUUAAGUCAUGACUUGCAGUCACCAUUUGUUUGAAUGGGAACUUAGACCAACUAAUUUAGUCUGAAUUCAACCCUUUAGGGCUGUUAGAAAUUGGGGAAAUUGGUCACUUGCAAGGACUCAGACCAGCGUAGCAAUUCAUGGAAAAUGUUGUCUUAUUUAUAAUAGAAGAGACUCUGCAGAAAUGCUGUCACUUUAGGCAAGACUGGAAGUAGCAUGCAUGUGGGUUGGACAUGUAGAAAGUAAAAAUGUUCUGGAGAGAGUCUGCAUCAACACUGUAACAGAGUGUGUUCUUGGGCUCUUGCUUCAGGCAAGAGACCCAAGCCAGGUUGGAAGAAGUCGGGGGGGGGGGCAUGCAUUGCUCUAACCCACUAUCUUCCACUCUGACAAUGAAUGACAGAUCCUGUUGCUAAGAAUACUACUGGUUUGCAGUUUGGGUAAUCAUAGGGUGAAAUUGGGGAAACCUACUGACAACAUCCUGCUUGCUCCCCCACCCCCAGUCUUCUUAUACAGUUUAUUCUUUGAAUUGCAUGAUAUGUUUUGCAACUAAUGCACAAAAGGUAUUUGAAAUAUAUAUUUAUUUUAUAUUCAUUCCACUGUUGAUCUUUUGACAUCUCACCGACUAUCUGAUUUCUUAUCUAUUUACUUAUGUAGGUAUUUAAAUGCCUAACAUUUUUAGACAUCACUAUGGGGAUGAUAGGUUACUUCUCUGCUUUCUUUUCCAAGAACUCAGUUGUGUUAAAGGUCACUCCAAUUACUACAGAAUCCUAUAUAGGAUAUUUACAACUUUUUAAUGACAUAUGAGGGAUCUAAGCCUUUUUAGGUCAGCACACUUUACCAAACAAAACUGUUUUUUUAAGGGGGAGUUAAGCUGAGUAGUUAAGUUGUUGUGUCUUAGAACAAGCUUUUUAAAUUUUUGGUGUUUUGAUCAUUCUCUUUAGACUAAUCUAGCAUAGCAUCCCAAAUGUAAAAUUUCCAGGUUCAAAUACACAGCCAGAAGCUUCUUGUAAUUUGGCCAAGGUGAAAUUCAUUGGUGUAUGUUGCCUAUUUGUGAUUUUAAUCUUUUUAGUUAGAAGGGUUAUUGGAGCUUUAGGUAAUCAGAUUUCAUUAUUAAUCCAUUUAGUACUUUCUGACUGCAAUUCAGGAGAAGUUGCGCUCCAGAACUUGUCCAACUGUGCAAGUAUGAAACUGGAAUUAGGGACACAGUACUUACCUUUUUUUAAAAAAAAAUGAUAUUUAUUAAGCAUUUUAAAAUUACAGAAAAAACAAAGCGACAAAGAAGAAAAAAAACAAGGGAAAAACAAACAGCAAUCAAACAAUACAAAUUGAUAAAAAUCAAAAUCAAAAAACAAAAACAAAACACACAACACAUCAAAAUAAAAAAACAAAAGUAAACCACAAAAAUUUAAAAACAGAUCCAAUAUUCCCAAAUCCUUAACUGUCAUUGCCUUAUUUCAUCGACCUCCUCACACCUCCCUUUUUUGUAUUCUAGUUAUUAAUUCUCACAGCACAUCCGUCCCAUUUUUCAGAAUAUUCUGUCAUUAAAUUACCUUAAUCUAUUUUAACCUUAUCUUACUAUAAAAAAACCCUAAAACUUAAAACUUAAAUCUUAUUUAUACCAAUUUCUCAUAACCAUAACAUAUUCUUGCAUAGUUCUUUUUAACAUUUCUGCUAAAGCCAAAUAAUUUCGUUCCAACAUUUUUCUAAUACUCAUUAAUUUUACAAAACCAUCCUAAAUAAAAAAAAUUUUAAACUUUCUUCCGAUCUUCAUCCAACGUCUCUUCCUCCUGGUCCCGGGUUUUGUCAGUCCUUUCUAUCCCAUCCAUCUAGUUCAUUAACCUGGUAAUCUUAUGUCCGAGGCCCUUAAGUCUUCCCUUCCGCAGAUCUUCUUCAUAUUUAUACCUGUACUUUACUUUGUCUCCUGGUCCUUUCACUCGUGGAAACUCCAACUUGACAGUAUUUUUGUCCCUUCUCGACAGAUCAGCCCCUUUUCCAUAGUCCACACUGAACUCCAUGUGGUAUUUAAAAGCAUGUUUCAAGGUCCCUCCAGAGUUGAGGACCCCACAACCCCAAACUCCUCACGGCCCGUUGCCAGACUUGAAAAGUCAAGACAUCCCUGCAUAGGGGGUCUAUCCAGCCCCCCAUCUCCAAGCCAAACAAAACUCUAUCUCUCCAAAUCUGGCUUUUUCCAAGUUCAUUUGUCAGAUCCAACAACUCAUGUUCCUGCUGGGCCACAGCUCCCUCCAUCUCUGCCACCCGAGGUCCAGCAACAACCUCCUCCCUCAUCUGAUCUGUCAGAGCACACUCCUGAGUUGAUUCCUGGGUGGGUUCUAUAUAGAUACCCACUACCUGUCCAAAAUUUCUAAUCGCAACAGUCAUCAAAUCCGUCUUCUCAUGUAACUGUUCCAAUAAAGCACUUGUCUUGCAGAAAGCACACACCAGAGCCUCUGAAUACAUUGUUAUGCAAGGUCAGAAGUCUGUUCCCACGAUCUUGAUCUGUUUGCAGCUGCGAAGCUCCCCAGUUCAAAUUUAAUAACAGUUUCACAAGCUCCCUCUAGGGGAAGAACUUCUAUUUGUAUCAAUCUCUUUUCUUUUUCUUUUUUUUUAACAGCAGAUCUAACAACAAAGUUUCCUUUUUCAGAUAUUUUGUCAAUAUUUGUUCCUUUAAAAUGCGAAAGAGAACAAUGGAAUCACUAUGUUUCUCUUCUUUUAACUGUCUGUCAAAAACAUUUGUCUAUAGUCAAUGAACUUCCCAAAAACAUCUGUCCUGACACCCCGCUCCCAGGUUCAAGACGGUGGAAAAUUACUUUUCUUUACACUCUCUUCUGCAGGUUUAAACAAUCCAGAAAAAAUCCCCCCUCUUCUCCUGCUUCCGAAGGGGGUUCAGUAGUUUUAGAUGAUGAAAGUUGAUCCUUUACAAACGAUUUUCUAAACUCUAGUUUGCCAUGUCUUUGCUUUAAUCUAUCUACAAGAAACGGAAGGCUGACUUCCUGUUUAGACCUUCCCGCUUCAGUGCCAAAUUAAGAGGAAUUUCUUAAUCCAAUUUUCCGUUCUACUCACAGAUCGUUGUUUAAAGUCCAAUUGUCCAAAUUUGAUCUGCUCACGGGUAGUUGUUUUUGUAGCCAAAUUGUCCCAGGAAAAAGGUAGCGCUCUCCGGCAACGGCUGUGCGGAUUCGCUCCACGGAAGAAGCAGUUGACUCUCAGCACCGCGCCACUAGCCCCUCUUCGCUCCGGAGCCCAUAAUUGGGUUCCUUUAUGAAUUGGGGGGGGCGCGAAAGGUGCCCGCCGAGUCCCAUGGUCACAGGCUUCAUCCGCCUGUGAUUUUUUAAAGGGUCCCCGCUUCGCCGUAGCGAAACAGACCCGUUUUCCGUGGAGCCAGUCCCUCCGGAUCAGAGGGAAUCCGCCAUUACUGAUGGCGCCACCCCGGAAGUCCGGGACACAGUACUUAUCAAAGCCUUUAAUAUUCAAAAAGUCAUUUUCAUUGUUAUAUUCACAUACAUUUACAUUGUUAUAUAGAACAUCUUACACAUUCAUGAAAUGUACAGUGGUACCUCGGGUUACAGACGUUUCAGGUUACAUACGCUUCAAGUUACAGACUCUGCUAACCCAGAAAUAGUACCUCGGGUUAAGAACUUUGCUUCAGGGUGAGAACAGAAUUUGUGUGGCGGCGGCGCAGCGGCAGUGUCAGGCCCCAUUAGCUAAAGUGGUACCUCAGGUUAAGAACAGUUUCAGGUUAAGAACGGACCUCCAGAACAAAUUUAAUUCUUAACCCAAGGUACCACUGUACUAUUUAAAUGAAACUGAUUGAAUAUUAUUAGGAGCUCCUAAUAACAUUCACAGUCUCUCUCUUUACUACUACUGUUACUCAUUAGGCUUGUUUGAAUCACCCAGAUUAUAGUUAAUCCAGUUUAUAAAUUGUGGUGUUUUCUUUGUGACGAUUUCUUUUCAGAAUAUUUCGCAGAAAGACAAAACCAGCUUCACAGCGUGAACAGGUUUUCUUAAAAGUUAUUUGGAAUUAAACCUGGCAGAUUCCCCCAUUAAUCUACUGCAAUCCUUUAAAUACUGAAUCCUUUAAAUACUGAAAUGUGCCUAAAGUACUAACCAAAUUAAAUACCUAAUAUCUACAGUAUAUGGGGUUUUAUCUAAGGCUAGUCCUAUUCAGAGUAGACCCAUUGAAGUUAAUGAACAUGAGUACCUUAGUGGCGCUGUGGUCUAAACCACAGAGCCUAGGGCUUGCUGAUCUGAAGGCUGGCAGUUUGAAUCCCCGCGAAGGGGGUAAGCUCCUGUCGUUCGGUCCCAGCUCCUGCCAACCUAGCAGUUCGAAAGCAUGUCAAAGUGCAAAUAUAUAAAUAGGUACCGCUCUGGUGGGAAGGUAAACAGCAUUUCUGUGAGCUGCUCUGGUUCACCAGAAGCGGUUUAGUCAUGCUGGCCACAUAGUCCGGAAGCUGUCUGUGGACAAACACCGGCUUCCUUGGCCUAUAGAGCGAGAUGAGCGCCGCAACCCCAGAGUCGUCCGCAAUUGGACCUAACGGUCAGGGGUACCUUUACCUUUACCUUAGCUUCAUUAAUUUAAUUGAGUUUACUCUAUUGAAUACCAACAAGACACAGGAACGAGUUUCAUCUAGACACUGAUGAGGAGCUAGAGAAUAUGACAGAAGGCUUCUUCCACCCCAUUUUACAUAUGCAAAAUGAAGGCACAGGCAUGCCUUUGUUUCUGCAGCUAGCUGAAAUUUGAGGCAUGGUUUCCUUUUGAAGUCCUAUGCUCAAGCUACUAGAAGGCUGGACUAUGGUUUGGCAAUCUAUAGGCUUGCAUAUUUUAUUUUCAUCCUUGCCAUCAGCUGUGCCAAUUUUAGCCCUGAUUUCCUUGUUGAAUAUGCCACUGUGGCAUACAAAUUGGUGAAUUUGGGUUUGUGCUUCACAUCUGAAACCAGAACUGGAAUGCUCAAGUCUGAGAUUUGGCCAUUGGUAUGACCCAGUCUAAUCUCUCUCCAUAGUGGAUUAAGUGCAGAGGUACUGGUGGCUGCCUGCAAAUCAUGGUUUAGGUACACAUUCCUCGCCCAUCUCCCCUUUCAAAAUUUGCUUCAAAACACGCAUCUUCAAUUUGUGAUGGAUCCUACUAAACACACAAAUUGCAUCAGUGAGUGUGUAACACAAAAUCCAUGGCUAACACUGGGAAUGGAAGAGAUGAAGGAAAUUGCUCCAGAAAAUGAGGAAUGUGGAAGUAGUGUAUAUUCCAAAGGCUGGCCUCCAAUUUCAGUUUCCAAACCAUGGUUCACAGGGAACCAGUAUAUACCUACAACCCUGUAUAUUAGCCAUCCUAUUUCCCAUGCAGCACUGCUAUUGCCUGCUAUUCUGCAUUCUCUUUUUGGAGAAAAAGAAUGGGACAUCAUUCCUCAAAUGUGGAGCAGAAAUGCCACAAUAGUAGUGAGAUUACAGUAGAAGGUAUUUUCACUGGAUGAUAGAGGAAGAGGAAAUAUUUAAUUAUGGAGGCAUGACUUGGGUGGUGCUGAGGAAAAGCAGUGAAAAAUGCAGAGUUGCGGUAAAAAUAAGGAAGGUCAUCAAUGAAUUGUAGGUCAUUAUGAGAGCAGCAACCAUAAAUUAUUUGGGAUGUAUUUCUUGGUAAAGCUUUCAAACAAGUAUAUUUCUGUCUCCUUAUGCGAAAAGCCACCCUUUCCUUAAACAAUUUAAUUUGGAGCUACUCAGGAGUCAGACUGUUUUAUUGCCUUUUUAUAAUUUGUGAUGCAGCAUAUUUGCCUAGGGCCCUAGGCAGGGCAAAGAAGCAGAAUCAUUUAGCAAUCUAAUUUGUUCAAGAUUGCCCACAAUUCUCUGUACCUUGGACUUUCUAAAACAGUAAAUUCAAAUUGAAUUUAUUUCUGAAAUUCAAUCUAACAGGACUUGAACUUCAGAGCAGGACACAUUUUCCACAUCUGCUGAUGGGUUGUUUACUCUGUUGUACAGACUGGGUACUUUUUUGACCAUAUAUUUUACAAAGAAAUCUCUCUGUGUGUGGAGGUUCAACAUGUUCUAAUUUUUCUCCCUUCCCUCUUACAUUAGACAUUUGCUGAGCAAGUAUUUGGCAUGUUCAGUUGGACAAUCCCGAUUGCUGUUGCCUUGUCCUGCUUUGGUGGACUCAAUGCAUCUAUUUUGGCAUCAUCUAGGUAAAGCGUCUAAUUUUAGUAAUCUGUAAGGCUAUACCUACCCCAAAGAGAGAGAGGGGUGGGUGGGUGGGGGAGUUACCAUUGUAUGCUUGGUAUAAAUUGUACAGGCUUUCUGAAGAUGCUCAUGAUCUUUAUAUUCCUGGUUUCAGUGUUUGUCUUCAGGGUUGUUGUUUUUUGGUGUGUGUCCCCCCUUUAAAUCAACAGAUGUACUUUGUAACUAGCUGUAACAAAACUAACUAGUUGUAACUAGCUGUAACAAAAUACUCUGUAACAAACUAGCUGGGAUACAAAACUUCACUUCUGCAGUUUUAAGAGCAUAAACCAGGGGUCAGCAACCAUUUUUCAGCCAUGGGCAGGUCCACUGUCCCUCCGACCAUGUGGUGGGCCAGACUGUAUUUUGGAAAAAAAAAUAUGAACAAAUUCCUAUGCCCCACAAAUAACCCAGAGAUGCAUUUUAAACAAAAGCACACAUUCUACUCAUGUAAAAACACCAGGCAGGCCCCACAAAUAAUCCAGAGAUGCAUUUUAAAUAAAAGGACACUUUCUACUCAUGUAAAAACACACUGAUUCCCGGACCGUCUGCAGGCCAGAUUGAGAAGGCGAUUGGGCCGCAUCUGGCCCCCAGCCUUAGGUUGCCUACCCCUGGCAUAAACUGUCACAAAGGUACUCUUUCCUUACAUACCUUUUCGACUAUUGUUCUUAAAUUCAUCCUUCUACACAGAUAAACAUGCCUGUAGUCAGUUAUAACAGAUUCUAUUAAGGGUGCAGUUUCAGGAAAGGAAGCAGCUGUACACAGAGUUAGACCUCAGGUCCAUCUAGCUCAGUCUUGUCUUAUACUGACUAACAGCAGCUCUCUAGGGUUUCAGAUAGGAGUAUUUUCCCAGUCCUAUUUGGAGAUGUUGGGAGUGGAAUGUAGGAUUGUCUGCAUGCAAAGCAGGUGCUCUCCUUCUGAGCUAUGACCUUUCAAAAGAAUCUGCUUGAAUCUUGCACAGAAGUUUAGAAAAGGACAAAGGAGGAAAAUGCAGCUAUGAGUUGGGAGGAUUGAAGAGGCUGCCCCGUGUGCAGAAAACAAAAUUGGAACCAUUUUCAGGGUGGGUAGGAGGGAACAGAUACUUGUCGAGACCAAAGCCAGUUUCCUUUUGUUUCCAAUCUGAAAAUAAGCACCAUCUGCAUGAAUGUUGCUGCUCAUUCAACCAAGCAAAUACAUUUGUAUAAAAGGGAAGCAAAUGAUGUCUAGAUUCUGUGAUGCAUGAAAUCUUUCAUAACGGUUGCAGUCCUAGACUGUCUUGGCUAAUGCUUCAGAUCAGACUAGUUGAGCAUUGGCUUGGAUAAAAUAAAUCACAGGUUGAUGUAUUAGCUGCUGCUAUUUACUUAAUAUUAAAUAUAACUGUCUAAUCUGACAUCAUCAUCAUCAUCAUCAUCAUCAUUAUUAUUGGUAGGCUGUUCUUUGUUGGAUCCCGGGAGGGUCAUUUGCCUGACCUUUUGUCAAUGAUCCACAUAGGGAGAUUUACACCAGUCCCAGCGCUUCUCUUCAACGUAAGUUAACUACUGUGGCUUUUUAUACCCCUAUAAUGGAGUAACUAGAUAGACUUUUUAGUUACAGAUGUUUCACCUUGUAUAUACCUGAUGAAAUGUAGAAACUCUGAUGCUCCCUCAGUGUGGACGGUGGACAGAGCUAAUAGAACUUAUUAAAUUUCUUCAUUUUGUAACUCACCCUGUCCCUAUAAGUUAGAAUUGUAAAUUGAAACAACAUAUUCCCUGCUUAACCUCUGGAUAUUGAAUCUCAGCCCAAAUUAGAUUACGAUUUAAUUUAUGUGCUGCCUUUCCACAAAGGAAAUUGUGUUCAAGACUGCUCACAAUAUACAGUGAUCAUAACAGCUGUACUUUAAAAUUACCAAUAAGCAUUUCAUUAAUAAAUGGGGCGUGCCAUCGGGGGUGGGGGGGUGGGGGUUAAGCUUGGAGCUGCCAGGGGGUAGAUGUUGUAUCAUUGUGAUGUAGCCACUUAGCAUACCUUUCUGCAUGCCUUUGUUGUUCUGAACUGUGCCCAUGCAGCACAUUCUAAGAAUGGGCUGGCUGUGACUGAUGGGAGUUGGAGUCCAAAACAUCUGGAGGGCUACAGGUUUGAGGAUGCUGUGUUAUGGUGACACUACCAAAAAAAUGAGCAAAUGCUGCUAAUGACAGAGAAUUUUUUAAAAAAAAUGCCUCUCUUGAGGUUUUCAUGGUAUUCAUCUCCUUUUUCCUAACAGUGUACCAUGACUCUCAUAUACUUGACUGUAGAAGAUGUAUUCCAGCUUAUUAACUAUUUCAGCUUCAGCUAUUGGUUCUUUGUGGGACUAUCAAUUGCUGGGCAACUCUACCUCCGUUGGAAGCAACCAGAUCGGCACAGGCCACUCAAGGUGAGAAUGAUAACGGCUCAAAUUCUGUAGUUAAUACAUUCAGAGACAUUACACCAAUGCGCCGAGAUGAGUAGCCUUGCACUGUGUCAUUUGUUGCACUUUCUAGGUAGGCAGAAAGUGGUUCCAGAUUGGCAUAAGGUGGUUUCUGAUGAGAAUCUUAUGCUUGAAGAGAAUAAAAAAGUACAAAUUGAAGUGUGACUUGGCUGUUCUUGAUUCUAGUUCAUUUCUUCUCUUACAGUUGAGCCUGUUUUUCCCAAUAGUCUUCUGCAUAUGCUCAGUAUUUCUGGUGGUGGUGCCUCUCUAUAGUGACACCAUUAAUUCCCUGAUUGGCAUCGGCAUUGCACUCUCAGGGAUUCCAGUAUACUUUGUGGGAGUCUCCUUACCCGUUUCCAAAAGACCACCCUUUGUCAGCAAGAUUUUAGGUAAGGUAUUUUUUGGGGGGGGGGUUGUUUCUUUUAAUGAAUGAUUAAUAGAAGGAUCACAUAAGUUGUAAUUUCAGAAAACUUUUAAGUGGGUGAUAGUCAUUAAAAGAAAAGAGAAAAUGGUUGUGUAUUUUUUAUGCUUAUAUAUAACAAAUAUUGUUUUGUAGUACUUAGACCUCAUUCUAAGAAUGUAUUUACCACUGAUGCAGCUACCAGUCUCAUUUCAGUAAGCUAGUGAUUCUAACUGUUGCUGUGUAGGUAGUUACCUGGUUAAUUGUUUAUUUUACCUCUUGGGCAGGUGCUGUCACUCGAGCCACUCAGCUACUUUGCUACUGUGUUCUGACAGAAAUGGAUACUUUAGAAGAAAAACUAGAAACCAAAUCUAUAUAAAGAUGCAAAAGUGACUAAAAAGGUAAAACAAGAUGCUCAAGAAAUGAUGAAUUGACAGAAAACUUCACUGGAAUCUGGAAUUCUUACUAAACUUGGAUUCUUGCCAGAUCAUACUGUGUCAUGAUCUAGUGUUUGUUAUUUUUUUUUAUAAACUGUGAUUGAAAAGCCAGUCUUCUCAGGCAUAGAACUUGCUAUGAUUUUCAUCUACAGAUUCUAAACUUUUCUUUAAUAGUGAAAUUGAGUGUUGUAUUCUAGAGCUCAGAAAUAGGCAGCCCAGCAACAGGCUUGAUACAAAUUCCCAAUGGCUGGAGUUUGAAAGGCACCGAUAAUUCUCCCAAUUUAUCAACAGUUCAGCUGUUUUGUGUGAAGUAGUCCUUUGUAGAUCAAUGUUAAUGACAAACUAUUGCAUAAGAGGAGUUGAAUUUGUCACUAAAGAUCCAGGGACUGGUUCCUUCACCUAUAGGACACCGGAUGGCAGUUAAUGCCCUGAAGCUGCUGUUCUCUCCUUCACAUUAAAGUUUAGCUUUUUAUUAUUAAACAAAGUAAAACUUUUAAGCUUUAGGAAAAGCUGGUAAGUUUUUGUUUUGGGCAAUUCAGAUUAGAACCCGCACAAGUUAAUACAAGCUUGCUCCAUCAUCCAUGAAUAACAUGUAAUUGAAGAUGGCAAUCGUAUCUCCUCUGAAUCUCCCCUUAAACAGGCUAAAUGUACCAAACUGGCCUCAUAAGGCUUGGUUUCCAAACCCUUGGCCAUCUUGGUUGCCCUCCUGUGCACAUGUUCCAGCUUGUCAAUAUCCUUUAGCCUGAUAAUUUGGUAAACUGAUUCUCAAAGAAGCUGGAUGAUCUACGGUUAUUCUUGCCUUUCUUUCUAUGUAAGAAUGUUUCACUGAACUUUGCUGUACCAAAAAAAUCAAGGAGCUUUGUAUUAGAACUCACUAAAGGACAAAAUAGAGAAGCAAGCCUCUCAAUUAGUUUGAUCCCCCACCCUUUAUGGAAUUUAUGUUUUUAGACUUAAUGCUGUUCAAUACUGAAUUUGUUUGCAUGAUUGGUUUACAGGCUUGGGGAGGUCAGUUCAGCUGGGAAUGCUUUGAGAUAAAACUAAGGAUGCAAUACCCACUUACCCAAAUGUAAGUCUAAUGAGGCUUACUUAUGAGUAGACACUCUGCUAUGAAGCUGAAAUUCUAUGCACUCGUAUCUGGACGUAUGCUUUGUUGAACAUAGUAGGACCGAUGAGUAAAUACUCAUAUCAUUGCACUGUUCAUCUUUUUUACCUGUUGGUGUUUUAAGCUGGAGAACAGGUUCAUUAAUGGUAUGACCUUUCCUUUUCUUUGGGAGUAAUCCAGCAGAUGGUAGCAAUUGGGACAACAGCCAUUACAAGCAGCUGCUGCUGCUGCUGCUACCACCUCCUUGUCCUCUCAUGCUGCUUGGGGCCAGCUGCUCAGUUUGGACAUGGCAGGAACUGAAACAAGGAACUCCUUCAGCAGCAGCAUGCUCACCAAACUGUGCACAGCAACUGCUGCAAUCGCCUCUUCUCUCACCUUAUGAUGUCGGAGUCUGGUUGCUAAGUUUAGUGGUGGCAGAGACCACACUGAGCUCCACACCCUCCAGUGGCAGCUACCUGGGCCAGUCUUCCCAGCAACAGUGGUGGUGGGUGUCACCUCUCUCCUUGUGACCCACAUGUUUAGUAGUAGCAGGAACCACAUCAAAACUUCUCACCAAUAGCUUCCUGGGCCAGUGUGCCCAGUUGCCCAGCUUGUAGUGUAGUUGCAGAAGCAGCUGCUUUCUCUCUCAUUCCCAAUGUUAUCUUCUCAGUGUAUCAGUGGAGUGUGUGUGCCACUAGCAGUCUUAACUUCCAGCAAGAACUGAGACUGGCUGGCUGGGAUAAUUGCGGGAAGGCACAUCACAUGUCAGGGGCUGGCUAUGGGAGAGUUGCAGAGGGCCUUCCAUGCAACCUUGCUAACCUGUCCUGCUCCUGAAGGCAAGUAUCCUACAAAGGAUAAAGAGGAUGUCUGUAUUGUCCACCCCCUCCAACCCACCCACUGCUCACCCAUCCCUGCCUGCAAACUGCCAUACUUACAGGGGUUUCCUAGUGUUAAAUAAUAGAAAUAUAUGCAAUUGCUGAGGCAAAAACCAAAGGGUUUUGUUUAGAAGUCCUUUGUUACACAGUUUCUGGUUACUUCUACAUGGCUAGUUGAACAAAACCCUAUCUGCAUUUGUUAAAUAAUAAAAAUCCCAGAACUUGACAUCGUUGUCUAAAUAUUAGUUUGAAUACUGUAGUGCACAGCCCUAUAAGAGGGCAACUAUAUUGCUGCAGCUUGAGGAAAAAUACUGAAAUCUCUCAAUUCAGAUGUCUUAUUUGUGACUAAAGGACUUGAACCUGCAUUAAUAGGCAUGUGAUUGUGAAAAAAGUGGGGCUUUCCUGCACUGCAGAUUUUAAUGGUUUAGUGUCACAGCUGGAUUUAUAAUCUGGUCCAUUUAUCCAGAUAUUCCUUUGGUGUUUAUUUUUUUACCUGCAGAAAAUGUGAGAAGUGCUUUGAAGAAGUCCAUUCUUUAGAUUUAACAUAAUGAUUCAAAAUGGACAGUAAACCCAAAAUUGGAACAACCCAUCUAUCCUAUUGCUUCUUUAGUAGGUUUGAAACUGGAAUAAAGCAUUUACUUUUAUUUUCAAUAAACAGUGACCUAUUUGAAACUGUAAAAACAUAAUCCUUAAAAGCACAUACUUUUAUUUUAUUCCCGUGUGUAAAUUUGGCAUUCCUUUGUAAAGUUUUCUCUAGGUUAUUACACUCCCAACAUACUGUUAAAAAGACUGCAAAGGAUAGCUCCUGAUCUGUCCAACUGAUUGUUAAUAACAAUGGCUGCUUUUAUAUGAUGUCAAUGUGUGCUGGAACUUUGUGGGAGGAGGAUGAAACUUCCACUAUGUGGGAAUAAAACGGUGAGACUCUGAUA